AGUCAGUCAGUGGAAGAAGUACUCCUCUGUAGAGUUAUGGCCUCUGCUUCAAUACCAGCCUACAACUCCUCUAAUAACCCCCUGGAAAACAGCUCCAGUCACAAUGUAAGUGUGUUCAGUGUGUGUUCAGUGUGUGUUCACUAUGUGUAACUGUUUCUCUCUCUCUCUCUCUCUGUGUGUGUUCUGUGUCUGUUCUGUGUGUUGUUUGUGGUUUGCAGCAUGUAUUAUUAACUGUUCUGUUACCGUACUACCUGUAAUAAACUCUCUCAGUGGUUAGGUUCAGCAGUAAAUAUGUUACCGUACUACCUGUAAUAAACUCUCUCAGCGGUUAGGUUCAGCAGUAAAGAUGAUGGCGCCUACACCAUAGACAUUAAAACCAGUAGAUAGUAAGCGCUGACAUCAUCCACGUGUUCCUUUGGAAAACUCUCGAUGGCGCAUGAAGUAUUUGAAUUUGAAGCGCGCCAUAUUGCUAAAGGUUGUGGUGAAGUGGCCGUAACUAGAAAAGGAUCAUGGUCGACGUAGUCAUUUUCAUCCUGCAUGAGAGAGCCAACCAGGAGCCUCCUCGUAGCCUGCCUUGCCCGUGAUUGGUCCGUGUCAGCACGUGGUCCUGUGUGACGACAAAUGUAGUAGUCAGAUUGGAUCACUAUUUAAUUAAAUGUCUCGAUUCGUAGCGAACCUUCAAAUCAUUUACUGUGGGGAUCGAAUUUUCGAGGCCAAAGCGGGCAUAAUUUUUUUUGGGUUUGGUUGUUCUGCCGAUCGUAAUUUAAAUAGGCUUUCUAGGGCAGACCAGGGCUUUUGGCACCACUAGGUUGCGACGCAGUAGCCGACCAGCGGAGCUCGUGACUUGACCUGACACUGGGGGCCUGAUCCACACACACACCAUCCCUCCAACCCACCCCCACGUUUGCUGCCAAGAGCAUGAAUCACAAAUCCAUAUUCAGAGUUCUGUUCAGUGUAUGUCCUUUAAGACCUAAUAACAACACACACACACACACACACACACACACACACACACACACACACACACACACUCUUCUACCCCUGGAUAGCCCUUGCUUAAAUGGACUACACUCUGUAUAAGCUGUGUUUAACCAGGCUAGUCCCACUAUGGAUAGGUGACUGUGAAAUGGCUAGCUAGGUUAGUCUCCUUAUUCAUUAAUAAAACAUGUACCUGUUAAUAAACCGUGCAGCUGUUAAUAAACCGUCUACCUGUUACUAGCUCCUAGCUGCGCCUGGUUAGCCUCUGUCAUUCAUCCGUUUAUUUAUUUUUUUAAACCUCUAACCUCCAUAGUCGGUAGCGCUGUCCUACCCCCGGCAGCGCUGUCCUACCCCCGGUAGCGCUGUCCUACCCCCGGUAGCGCUGUCCUACCCCCCGGUAGCGCUGUCCUACCCCCGGCAGCGCUGUCCUACCCCCGGUAGCGCUGUCCUACCCCCCGGCAGCGCUGUCCUACCCCCGGUAGCGCUGUCCUACCCCCGGUAGCGCUGUCCUACCCCCGGUAGCGCUGUCCUACCCCCGGUAGCGCUGUCCUACCCCCGGCAGCGCUGUCCUACCCCCGGCAGCGCUGUCCUACCCCCGGUAGCGCUGUCCUACCCCCGGCAGCGCUGAAUGAUCCCAUGUAGGAGCUCUGUCUGUCUGUGUUGCCCUGACAACCAGCAUCAUCAAGGCAACCGUCUGCUGCUGGAGCUCUAGCAUCAUGUAUGUCAGUUGGAAAAUGGAACCAUGGCCAGUGGUUUUCAAACCUCUCCUCGUUGUAGCCCUGAACUAUCUCACCUGAUUCACCUAUUCAGGAGAGGUUUGAAAACCCCUGACCUAGGCCAUCCAGGUUACAGAUUGACUUGUACAUCAGAUUCUCAGUACAGAGAUCCUCUUUCACACUCAUGGGUUACUCAUUCUUAUUGGCUUUCCAAUCAGGAAGUCCCAGAGUGGUAGCCAAUAAAAACAGUGCUCUCGUAGCGCUGACUGUUGAGAGUUUUCCAUGCAAAACAAAUGACUGCUAGGUACAGUAAUACGGACACAAGUGUGGCUUUGUUCGAGACCUGGGGAGGCCAGAAUCCAAAGGAAAAGCUCUCUCACUCUCGCACAAUUAUACUUAGCCAGUUCUCUCAGUAGGGUAACAGAGAGGUGUUGUGUGGUCUGACACAGACAGACUGAGGGAUUGGCAGCAGGCUGGGAUUUCUGCAUGUACACACACACGCCCUGUGACUCUUUGUGGCACAGCACAGUAUUACUCCUGGACGCUAAGGUCAGUUUGUAGUUACCCCCCUAAUGGUUAGGUUUAGGGUUGGGGGGAGGGUUAGUUACUCCCCCCUAAUGGUUAGGUUUAGGGUUGGGGGGAGGGUUAGUUACUCCCCCCUAAUGGUUAGGUUUAGGGUUGGGGGGAGGGUUAGUUACUCCCCCCUAAUGGUUAGGUUUAGGGUUGGGGGGAGGGUUAGUUACUCCCCCCUAAUGGUUAGGUUUAGGGUUGGGGGGGAGGGUUAGUUACUCCCCCCUAAUGGUUAGGUUUAGGGUUGGGGGAGGGUUAGUUACACCCCCUAAUGGUUAGGUUUAGGGUUGGGGGGGGGGUUAGUUACUCCCCCCUAAUGGUUAGGUUAGGGUUGGGGGGAGGGUUAGUUACUCCCCCCUAAUGGUUAGGUUUAGGGUUGGGGGGAGGGUUAGUUACUCCCCCUAAUGGUUAGGUUUAGGGUUGGGGGGAGGGUUUAGUUACUCCCCCCCUAAUGGUUAGGUUUAGGGUUGGGGGGAGGGUUAGUUACUCCCCCCUAAUGGUUAGGUUUAGGGUUGGGGGGAGGGUUAGUUACUCCCCCCUAAUGGUUAGGUUUAGGGUUGGGGGGGAGGUUAGUUACUCCCCCCUAAUGGUUAGGUUUAGGGUUGGGGGAGGGUUAGUUACUCCCCCCUAAUGGUUAGGUUUAGGGGUUGGGGGAGGGUUAGUUACACCCCCCUAAUGGUUAGGUUUAGGGUUGGGGGAGGGUUAGUUACACCCCCCUAAUGGUUAGGUUUAGGGUUGGGGGGGGGGGUUAGUUACUCCCCCCUAAUGGUUAGGUUUAGGGUUGGGGGAGGGUUAGUUACUCCCCCCUAAUGGUUAGGUUUAGGGUUGGGGGGAGGGUUAGUUACUCCCCCCUAAUGGUUAGGUUUAGGGUUGGGGGGGGGGGGGGGGGGGGGGGGGGUUAGUUACUCCCCCCUAAUGGUUAGGUUUAGGGUUGGGGGAGGGUUUAGUUACACCCCCCUAAUGGUUAGGUUUAGGGUUGGGGGGGGGGGUUAGUUACUCCCCCCUAAUGGUUAGGUUUAGGGUUGGGGGAGGGUUAGUUACUCCCCCCUAAUGGUUAGGUUUAGGGUUGGGGGGAGGGUUAGUUACUCCCCCCUAAUGGUUAGGUUUAGGGUUGGGGGGGGGGGGGGGGGGGGGGGGGGUUAGUUACUCCCCCCUAAUGGUUAGGUUUAGGGUUGGGGGAGGGUUAGUUACUCCCCCCUAAUGGUUAGGUUUAGGGUUGGGGGGAGGGUUAGUUACUCCCCCCUAAUGGUUAGGUUUAGGGUUGGGGGAGUAACUGGUUAAGUUAGGUGCUGCUGUUGUGAGUCAGUGGUGGACCGUGGCUACAGGACCUAGGCCUUCAGAGAAACCAAACAUCUAUCAAACUCAAAAAUCAAGAAAAUAACAGAAAACAUAGCGUCACUUAAUGCGCCCGACAUUAUACCUUCUGUAGUCGGAACAUUCCAGUGAAGGAGGAGCAAUGAUUGUUGACGACGUUAUGAAUGAAUGAAUCAAACAGGCCUGGCCGUGCUUCGGGCUGCCGCACACACAGAAAUGGAACCUGCACGGACACGUGACACACAGCAUAAAAUAAUGCGAUCAGGAAAAACAAAAAACACACUGUUUACAUAACCUAUGGUAGCCCAACACCACUAUCACACUGUCGCCAAUAGCAACACCAACAGUAUCACAUCAAAGGUGAUAGGCUGGUGGUGCUGAAAGGACAGCGACCCUAAUACUUGUGCACUCCAUGGCACUGAAGGAGAGCCAGUUUUGGUCAAACACAUAGACAAGGCAGGGAGACAGGAGACAGCAGUCACACAGCAUCCUGGUAAAGGAUAAGCGGCCCGUUCACUCAAAUGAUAAGCCGGUUGACCCCAAUCCUAACGAUAUAAGAACACAACCAUUUACAUUUCCAAAAUGAAAUUUAACAAACCAGCUAUUACUUCCCAUUGCAAAUAUAUUUGAUCAUGUUCCUCACACUAACCGGCGGUCUAAAGUUGAAAUGCAACGAUGUUUCACAGUCAUUAUUUUCAAAGAGAUCGCUAACAGCAAGCGAGCUGCAACAAAAAACAGUGCCACUCACCAGAUGAUGAACAUUUGUGACCGACCGCCUUGAUUCGGUUUUAUGUAGCAAAAUUUGAAAUUGUGUUUUUUACAUUGGAUUAAAGAUCAGACACAGAGUUAGAAAAUGGUAUAUCAUACACUGCAUUUGAGGAACAAUGGGAAAGUAAUUCUGCUUUGAAAGUUGAUAAACUUGUAACCCCACUUUUGAGAAAAUGGCCCUUGAAUGUUUUGGUACACCUACUGGAGAGCUCUUCUUUGUCUAAACCCAUUCAUCAUUGUUAACACGCUCUUAAGCCAGCCCCACCCAUCUCUUUAAGGAUUCACUUGAGGUCAUGUGCUAAACAGUGAGUAGUGUAGUAAAGGUUAAGACUAAAAGUGGUAAAAGUAGUAGCCUACAAUAAGGAACAAUUCCAGGUAAACAGAAAGUGUCCAGAUAAAAAUAUUUUAUAAAUAUUAGAUGACGCUUACCCAGACACACUUGUCUAAAAUUGAUAAGUGCAUGUGUCUCUACAGAAGGUGUAAACGGUUCAGUGAAAUGGUUACUUGCAUAGUAGCAAUAUCAAAAAUAGAUGGUGUCAAUAUAAAGACAAAAAGAACAAGUGUCAAUGCCAGUAGAGAAAGAACAAAAUAAUAUACAGUAUGUACAAGAACAAUAUCAAUAACGAUAUCAGUGAUAGAUGAGGUAGUUAUAUGCAUACAAUCAGGGGUAAAGUGGCUGAGCAGCAGGAUAAAAAAAUAAAUAGUAUCAGCAAUGCCCAGAAACAAAUAACUUUCUUCUGAAACUCGUCAGUCUAUUCUUGUUCUGAGAAAUGAAGGCUAUUCCAUGUGAGAAAUUGCCAAGAAACUGAAGAUCUCGUACAACACUGUGUACUACUCCCUUCACAGAACAGCGCAAACUGUCUCUAACCAGAAUAGAAAGAGGAGUGGGAGGCCCCGGUGCACAACUGAGCAAGAGGACAAAUACAUUAGUGUCUAGUUUGAGAAACGGAUGCCUCACAGGUCCUCAACUGGCAGCUUCAUUAAAUAGUACCCGCAAAACACCAGUCUCAACGUCAACAGUGAAGAGGCGACUCCGGGAUGCUGACCUUCUAGGCAGAGUUGCAGUGCAAACUGGCUCUAACCAGAAUAGAAAGAGGAGUGGGAGGCCCCGGCGCCUGUUUCUCAAACUAGACACUCUAAUGUAUUUGUCCUCUUGCUCAGUUGUGCACCAGGGCCUCCCACUCCUCUUUCCAUUCUGGUUAGAGACAGUUUGCGCUGUUCUGUGAAGGGAGUAGUACACAGCGUUGUACGAGAUCUUCAGUUUCUUGGCAAUUUCUCGUGUUGAUCUCCUUAGGCCACACCCUCCCUCAUUACACAAAUACACAUCACCUGAUAUGCUUAAAUCCAAUAAGCAUUCCAGUUUAUACAGCUUGGAGUUGGGAAAUAUGCAUAAUAAUGAUGAUAUGGUCAAAAUACUGACUUGCCUAAUAAUUGUGCACUGUGUGUGUGUGUGUAUGUAUGUAUAUGUAUGUAUGUAUGUGCUAUGAAAAAGUAUUUGCCCCCUUUCUAAUUUUCUCUACUUUUGCAUAUUUGUGAUACUGAAUUUGAUCAGAUCUUCAACCAAAACCUAAUAUUAGAUAAAGGGAACAUAAGUGAACAAAUAACACAACAAUUACAUAUUUAUUUCAUAAACAAAGUUAUGCAACACCCAAUUCCUCUGUGUGAAAAAGUAAUUGCCCCCUUACACUCAAGAACUGGUUGUGCCACCUUUAGCUGCAAUGACUCUAACCAAAUGCUUCCUGUAGUUGUUGAUCAGUCUCUCACGUUGCUGUGGAGGAAUUUUGGCCCACUCUUCCAUGCAGAACUGCUUUAACUCAGUGACGUGUGGGUUUUCAAGCAUGAACUGCUCGUUUCAAGUCCUGCCACAACAUCUCAAUUGGGAUUUUGGCCAUUCCAAAACUUCCAAUUUGUUGCUUUUUAGCAAUUUCCAUGUAGACUUGAUUGUGUGUUUUGCAUCAUUGUCUUGCUGCAUGAACCAGCUGCGCUUCAGCUCACAUACGGAUGGUCUGACAUUCUCCUGUAGAAUUAUCUGAUACAGAGCAGAAUUCAUGGUUCCUACAGUGGGGGAAAAAAGUAUUUGACCCCCUGCUGAUUUUGUACGUUUGCCCACUGACAAAGAAAUGAUCAGUCUAUCAUUUUAAUGGUAGGUUUAUUUGAACAGUGAGAGACAGAAUAACAACAAAAAAAUCCAGAAAAACGCAUGUCAAAAAUGUUAUAAAUUGAUUUGCAUUUUAAUGAGGGAAACAAGUAUUUGACCCCUCUGCAAAACAUGACUUAGUACUUGGUGGCAAAACCCUUGUUGGCAAUCACAGAGGUCAGACAUUUCUUGUAGUUGGCGACCAGGUUUGCACACAUUUCAGGAGGGAUUUUGUCCCACUCCUCUUUGCAGAUCUUCUCCAUGUCAUUAAGGUUUCGAGGCUGACGUUUGGCAACUCGAACCUUCAGCUCCCUCCACAGUUUUUCUAUGGGAUUAAGGGCUGGAGACUGGCUAGGCCACUCCAGGACCAUAAUGUGCUUCUUCUUGAGCCACUCCUUUGUUGCCUUGGCCGUGUGUUUUGGGUCAUUGUCAUGCUGGAAUACCCAUCCACGACCCAGAAAUCUUUCUGAUUGAGAGGGGGUCAAAUACUUAUUUCCCUCAUUAAAAUGCAAAUCAAUUUAUAACAUUUUGACAUGCAUUUUUCUGGAUUUUUUUGUUGCUAUUCUGUCUCUCACUGUAGAAAUAAACCUACCAUUAAAAUUAUAGACUGAUCAUAUCUUUGUCAGUGGGCAAACGUACCAAAUCAGCAGGUGAUCAAAUACUUUUUUCCCUCACUGUAUAUAUUUAUAUGUGUGUGUGUGUGUGUGUGUGUGUGUGUGUAUGUUAUAUACAUACAUACAUACAUACAUACAGUGGGGAGAACAAGUAUUUGAUACACUGCCGAUUUUGCAGGUUUUCCUACUUACAAAGCAUGUAGAGGUCUGUAAUUUUUAUCAUAGGUACACUUCAACGGUGAGAGACAGAGUCUAAAACUAAAAUCCAGAAAAUCACAUUGUAUGAUUUUUAAGUAAUUCAUUUGCAUUUUAUUGCAUGACAUAAGUAUUUGAUACAUCAGAAAAGCAGAACUUAAUAUUUGGUACAGAAACCUUUGUUUGCAAUUACAGAGAUCAUACGUUUCCUGUAGGUCUUGACCAGGUUUGCACACACUGCAGCAGGGAUUUUGGCCCACUCCUCCAUACAGACCUUCUCCAGAUCCUUCAGGUUUCGGGGCUGUCGCUUGUCAAUACGGACUUUCAGCUCCCUCCAAAGAUUUUCUAUUGGGUUCAGGUCUGGAGACUGGCUAGGCCACUCCAGGACCUUGAGAUGCUUCUUACGGAGCCACUCCUUAGUUGCCCUGGCUGUGUGUUUCGGGUCGUUGUCAUGCUGGAAGACCCAGCCACGACCCAUCUUCAAUGCUCUUACUGAGGGAAGGAGGUUGUUGGCCAAGAUCUCGCGAUACAUGGCCCCAUCCAUCCUCCCCUCAAUACGGUGCAGUCAUCCUGUCCCCUUUGCAGAAAAGCAUCCCCAAAGAAUGAUGUUUCAACCUCCAUGCUUCACGGUUGGGAUGGUGUUCUUGGGGUUGUACUCCUUCUUCCUCCAAACACGGCGAGUGGAGUUUAGACCAAAAAGCUCUAUUUUUGUCUCAUCAGACCACCUGACCUUCUCCCAUUCCUCCUCUGGAUCAUCCAGAUGGUCAUUGGCAAACUUCAGAUGGGCCUGUACAUGCGCUGGCUUGAGCAGGGGGACCUUGUGUGCGCUGCAGGAUUUUAAUCCAAGACGGUGUAGUGUGUUACUAAUGGUUUUCUUUGAGACUGUGGUCCCAGCUCUCUUCAGGUCAUUGACCAGGUCCUGCCGUGUAGUUCUGGGCUGAUCCCACACCUUCCUCAUGAUCAUUGAUGCCCCACGAGGUGAGAUCUUGCAUGGAGCCCCAGACCGAGGGUGAUUGACCUUCAUCUUGAACUUCUUCCAUUUUCUAAUAAUUGCGCCAACAGUUGUUGUCUUCUCACCAAGCUGCUUGCCUAUUGUCCUAUAGCCCAUCCCAGCCUUGUGCAGGUCUACAAUUUUAUCCAUGAUGUCCUUACACAGCUCUCUGGUCUUGGCCAUUGUGGAGAGGUUGGAGUCUGUUUGAGUGUGUGGACAGGUGUCUUUUAUACAGGUAACGAGUUCAAACAGGUGCAGUUAAUACAGGUAAUGAGUGGAGAACAGGAGGGCUUCUUAAAGAAAAAUUAACAGGUCUGUGAGAGCCGGAAUUCUUACUGGUUGGUAGGUGAUCAAAUACUUAUGUCAUGCAAUAACAUGCAAAUGAAUUACUUAAAAAUCAUACAAUGUGAUUUUCUGGAUUUUAGUUUUAGACUCUGUCUCUCACCGUUGAAGUGUACCUAUGAUAAAAAUUACAGACCUCUACAUGCUUUGUAAGUAGGAAAACCUGCUGUGUGUGUGUGUGUGUGUGUGUGUGUAUAUAUAUAUAUAUAUACAGUGGGGAAAAAAAGUAUUUAGUCAGCCACCAAUUGUGCAAGUUCUCCCACUGAAAAAGAUGAGAGAGGCCUGUAAUUUUCAUCAUAGGUACACGUCAACUAUGACAGACAAAUUGAGAAAAAAAAUCCAGAAAAUCACAUUGUAGGAAUUUUUAUGAAUUUAUUUGCAAAUUAUGGUGGAAAAUAAGUAUUUGGUCACCUACAAACAAGCAAGAUUUCUGGCUCUCACAGACCUGUAACUUCUUCUUUAAGAGGCUCCUCUGUCCUCCACUCGUUACCUGUAUUAAUGGCACCUGUUUGAACUUGUUAUCAGUAUAAAAGACACCUGUCCACAACCUCAAACAGUCACACUCCAAACUCCACUAUGGCCAAGACCAACGAGCUGUCAAAGGACACCAGAAACUAAAUUGUAGACCUGCACCAGGCUAGGAAGACUGAAUCUGCAAUAGGUAAGCAGCUUGGUUUGAAGAAAUCAACUGUGGGAGCAAUUAUUAGGAAAUGGAAGACAUGCAAGACCACUGAUAAUCUCCCUCGAUCUGGGGCUCCACGCAAGAUCUCACCCCAUGGGGUCAAAAUGAUCACAAUAACGGUGAGCAAAAAUCCCAGAACCACACGGGGGGACCUAGUGAAUGACCUGCAGAGAGCUGGGACCAAAGUAACAAAGCCUACCAUCAGUAACACACUACGCCGCCAGGGACUCAAAUCCUGCAGUGCCAGACGUGUCCCCCUGCUUAACCCAGUACAUGUCCAUGCCCGUCUGAAGUUUGCUAGAGUGCAUUUGGAUGAUCCAGAAGAGGAUUGGGAGAAUGUCAUAUGGUCAGAUGAAACCAAAAUAGAACUUUUUGGUAAAAACUCAACUCGUCGUGUUUGGAGGACAAAGAAUGCUGAGUUGCAUCCAAAGAACACCAUACCUACUGUGAAGCAUGGGGGUGGAAACAUCAUGCUUUGGGGCUGUUUUUCUGCAAAGGGACCAGGACGACUGAUCCGUGUAAAGGAAAGAAUGAAUGGGUCAUGUAUCGUGAGAUUUUGAGUGAAAACCUCCUUCCAUCAGCAAGGGCAUUGAAGAUGAAACGUGGCUAGGUCUUUCAGCAUGACAAUGAUCCCAAACACACCGCCCGGGCAACGAAGGAGUGGCUUCGUAAGAAGCAUUUCAAGGUCCUGGACUGGCCUAGCCAGUCUCCAGAUCUCAACCCCAUAGAAAAUCUUUGGAGGGAGUUGAAAGUCCGUGUUGCCCAGCGACAGCCCCAAAACAUCACUGCUCUAGAGGAGAUCUGCAUGGAGGAAUGGGCCAAAAUACCAGCAACAGUGUGUGAAAACCUUGUGAAGACUUACAGAAAACGUUUGACCUGUGUCAUUGCCAACAAAGGGUAUAUAACAAAGUAUUGAGAAACUUUUGUUAUUGACCAAAUACUUAUUUUCCACGAUAAUUUGCAAAUAAAUUCAUUAAAAAUCCUACAAUGUGAUUUUCUGGAUUUUUUUUCUCAUUUUGUCUGUCAUAGUUGACGUGUACCUAUGAUGAAAAUUACAGGCCUCUCUCAUCUUUUUAAGUGGGAGAACUUGCACAAUUGGUGGCUGACUAAAUACUUUUUUUCCCCACUGUGUAUAUAACCCCCCCCCCCCCCCCCCCCCCCCCCAAAUUGUAAAGUGGUUAUCCCACUGGCUAUAGGGUGAACGCACCAAUUUGUGAGUCGCUCUGGCUAAGAGCGUCUGCUAAAUGACGUUAAUGUGCCCUUGAGCAAGGCACUUAACCCUAAUUGCUCCUGUAAGUCGCUCUGGUUAAGAGCGUCUGCUAAAUGACUAAAAUGUAAAAUGUAUAUAUAUAUGUGUGUGUGUGUGUCCUAAUCAGUAUAAAGGAGGAAAUGUUGCUUACUUGUUGAGCAAAAUCAAGGUUGUAAUGCAUCUUGAUGUCUUUGGUUGCUGGUUCAGUAGGGCCCCCCAGAGACAACUGCAGGUCUUGACAGGUGGUCUUGCAGUCAGCAACCAUCUUCUGGUAGACAGACCGCUCACUCUGAACAAGCAGGAGAUGCUGCUCUUAACAGCUUCUGGCAGAUUGACAGAUCUGAAGACAUGGUAGUUGUUCCCCUGGCACUGCCAGCACAGGUCUAUCCUGGGCUUAGUGCUUGAGAUGUGGGGAAGCCUUUUUCUCCACAGGUCUAUCCUGGGCUUAGUGCUUGAGAUGUGGGGAAGCCUUUUUCUCCACAGGUCUAUCCUGGGCUUAGUGCUUGAGAUGUGGGGAAGCCAUUUUCUCCACAGGUCUAUCCUGGGCUUAGUGCUUGAGAUGUGGGGAAGCAAUUUUCUCCACAGAUUCCUGAAGGAAGACAGCCCGACUACAUGUACCUCUGGAAAAUUAUGUGAUAUCAAUAAAAGUAGUGCCAAUCAUGUUGGAGGUCAAUUAAAUAAUCAAACGGUGUUGUUUAUGCUUUACAUACCAAGUGUUGUCAUCGAUUCCGUGUAGAGAUGCCACACCGCUGCUUUCCACCAAAGAGUUUGUGUCCUGGCUGGCAUCCUGGUAAUACUAUUGCAUUAUCCUCUGCGUAGUUGUUGAUGAAGUUCACAACUCGCUGCAAGUCCUCGUGCUUCAGGUGUAACCUGUGCUUGCUUGGGCCGGCUCUCCAUUUGAUGGGAGGCAUUAGAUCUCCUUGUAUGACUGGUGGAGGAGAGUCGGGCGUGUUCUACUGAUGCUGAAAGACAAAUUCCAGAUACAAAUAUUUUAGCAUUAUUAUACAAUAGAUGGCCGUAAUCACCGUCAGACACACCUGGCUAACUUGAUGGGCGAAGUGGAGUCUUUUGUUUAGACAUGUAGCUAGCUAGCUAAACAAUUAACCAUAAUCCCAAUCCAUAGAGUACUAGCAAUACAAACCGAUUGUCAUAGCUAGCUGAAGUUAACCAAAUAGGUUAAAUGUUAGCUAGCUAACAUUAGGCUAUAACUAGCAAUGCAAAUGGUUUCUGAGAUAAUAUUACUACACAGAUCAUACACGUAAUGUUAGGUAGCGAGCCAGCCAUCUAAAGUCAUCUAGCUAGCUAACAGUAAGCUUUAACUUGCAAUGAAAACAACUUUCUGACAAAAUUAGAAAUGUAUAAUAUCUGAAACUGUAGCUAGACUUUUACCCGUAUACAUGGAUGAACGCUUCAUGGCAGACUGCAACCCAUUUCAUUUAAUAAGACGUCCUGUGUCGUUUCCGUUUUGUUUGUACAGCUUGCUUGUACAACUUCUUCGGUGACAACAACACUGUUGAUCGCCGUUUCUUCCCCAUCACUAUCAUCAGAAGACUCUACAAUGUCUUCUUCGAUGAAAAUGUUUUUACCUAAAUCAUGGAUUUCCUCAUCGUCUGAUUCAUUUUCAGAGUCAGCAUGGUACGAUCGUCCUCCUGAAAGUAGUCCAUCACAACUUUUUCCCACUGAGCUUUGUCGAUAGCGCUUGAUAAAUUCAGGGUAUCAAUGUUAUUGAGAGCAGUAGCAACACAUUUGCAGUUCUCCAUGGCUAACGUUAUAUAUUUCGGAAAAACUGCAGUAGAAAGGAUUAUCUACACAUAACGAGCAGCUCAUUUUAUAGACAGAAGAUGCUACAUGGCAGACCAAUCCGAUGCUCAACUCUCGGCAUGUCCAGCCCAUUCAUUAUCUCAGCCAAUCAUGGCUAGCCGGAAGGUCCCUGUCUUUUUUCUGUGGCUAAACCAACUAGGCUCAUAGUUUAACAACUUUAUUUGUAUUUACAGAUGGCAUACACGUUUGUUAUUAAGGCACAUGAAAGUUCAAAUGUUCCAGAAGGCAUUUCUGCCCAAAAAAAAUGCAUUUAGAUAAAAAAUUUAAAUAACCGUUGAAAUGCCUCUCCUGUGAAGUCAUGACUUGCGACAUACGCCUAGUUUCCUGAAACUAGUCACAUUUGUAAACCAAAGUUAGUAUUUUUUUUUUUAUAGUGUGAUGCUAUAAAAACAAACAAAGAGAGACACACACUAUUUAUAAACUCCCAGUAAUUUGUUGGGUAAAAAAACAACAACGUUUUGGCAUCACUGUGCCUUCUUCAGGGUAAUGUCAUGAAUGCUUAAACCUGGUUAUGUAGACAAACAGUGCAAUUAUAGGAUGAUGCAAACAUAUUAGCAACAACAUCCACCUUGAAGUUAAUCAAACUACUACAACACAAGCUAGGUAACAUUACUACCGUUAGCAUGGGAAAACUACUGCUCGCACCACUUAUUACUUGCUCUUGCGCUUCGUGAAGGCCUAGACACGUCACUUUUUUGAAUGGCAGAGGCCUUCUGUCCAGCUUCUGAAGGCCUAGUCAAUGGAUGGCUAGAUUAUUCUACCCAGAGACCACCAUAAAAAAAUCCUGAUUGGAUCUUCUCUUUCCAAAACAAACAGAAGAGAUUAAAUCAGAAAAUCAUUAAAAUAAUCGUAAAGAUAUAUUUUUAAAAAUAUGAAUCCUUAGGCCUUCUCUGAAAGCCCUCACGGUUCCCCAUUUGAAGGUAGUAGCUUUGUCUACACAUUCCAGAACAUAGCCCAGGGACAGCUAGUCAAUCUGGAGACAUACUGUUCUCUGUCUGAGAGGCUGUGUCCCAAAUGGCUACAUAUACCCAUAGAGCUCUGGUCAUAAGUAGUGCACUAUAUAGGGAAUAGGGUGCUGGAGAGGAGUAAGAAAAUAAAUAUUUCCUGUUCCUUUUACCUCUCUCUCUGGCUCUGUCUCUCAAUUCAAUUUCAAUUCAAUUUAAGGGCUUUAUUGGCAUGGGAAACGUGUGUUAACAUUGCCAAAGCAAGUGAAGUAGAUAGUAAACAAAAGUGAAAUAAACAAUAAAUAUUAACAGUAAACAUUACACUCAGAAGUUUCAAAAGAAUAAAGACAUUUCAAAUGUCAUAUUAUGUGUAUAUAUACAGUGUUGUAACAAUGUGCAAAUAGUUAAAGUAAAAAUAAAUAAACAUAAAUAUGGGUUGUAUUUACAAUGGUGUUUGUUCUUCACUGGUUGCCCUUUUCUUGUGGCAACAGGUCACAAAUCUUGCAGCUGUGAUGGCACACUGUGGUUUUUCACCCAGUAGAUAAGGGAGUUUAUCAAAAUGGGGUUUGUUUUCUAAUUCUUUGUGGAUCGCUGUAAUCUGAGGGAAAUAUGUGUCUCUAAUAUGGUCAUACAUUUGGCAGGAGGUUAGGAAGUGCAGCUCAGUUUCCACCUCAUUUUGUGGGCAGUGUGCACAUAGCCUGUCUUCUCUUGAGAGCCAGGUCUGCCUACGGCGGCCUUUCUCAAUAGCAAGGCUAUGCUCACUGAAUCUGUACAUAGUCAAAGCUUUCCUUAAGUUUGGGUCAGUCACAGUGGUCAGGUAUUCUGCCACUGUGUACUCUCUGUUUAGGGCCAAAUAGCAUUCUAGUUUGCUCUGUUUUUUUUGUUUGUUCUUUCCAAUGUGUCAAGUAAUUCUCUUUUUGUUUUCUCAUGAUUUGGUUGGGUCUAGUUGUGUUGUUGUCCUGGGGCUGUGUGGGGUCUGUUUGUGUUUGUGAACAGAGCCCCAGGACAAGCUUACUUAGGGGACUCUUCUCCAAGUUCAUCUCUCUGUAUGUGAUGGCUUUGUUAUGGAAGAUUUGGGAAUCGCUUCCUUUUAAGUGGUUAUAGAAUUUAACGGCUCUUUUCUGGAUUUUGAUAAUUAGCGGGUAUUGGCCUAAUUCUGCUCUGCAUGCAUUAUUUGGUGUUUUACGUUGUACACAGAGGAUGUUUUUGCAGAAUUCUGCAUGCAGAGUCUCAAUUUGGUGUUUGUCCCAUUUUGUGAAUUCUUGGUUGGUGAGCGGACCCCAGACCUCAGAACCAUAAAGGGCAAUGGGUUCUAUAACUGAUUCAAGUAUUUUUAGCCAGAUCCUAAUUGGUAUGUCAAAUUUUAUGUUCCUUUUGAUGGCAUAGAAGGCCCUUCUUGCCUUGUCUCUCAGAUCGUUCACAGCUUUGUGGAAGUUACCUGUGGCGCUGAUGUUUAGGCCGAGGUAUGUAUCGUUUUUUGUGUGCUCUAGGGCAACGGUGUCUAGAUGGAAUUUGUAUUUGUGGUCCUGGCAACUGGACCUUUUUUUGGAACACCAUUAUUUUUGUCUUACUGAGAUUUACUGUCAGGGCCCAGGUCUGACAGAAUCUGUGCAUAAGAUCUAGGUGCUGCUGUAGGCCCUCCUUGGUUGGUGACAGAAGCACCAGAUCAUCAGCAAACAGAAGACAUUUGACUUCAGAUUCUAGUAGGGUGAGGCCGGGUGCUGCAGACUGUUCUAGUGCCCUCGCCAAUUCGUUGAUAUAUAUGUUGAAGAGGGUGGGGCUUAAACUGCAUCCCUGUCUCACCCCACGGCCCUGUGGAAAGAAAUGUGUGUGUUUUUUGCCAAUUUUAACCGCACACUUGUGGUUUGUGUACAUGGAUUUUAUAAUGUCGUAUGUUUUUCCCCCAACCCCACUUUCCAUCAAUUUGUAUAGCAGACCCUCAUGCCAAAUUGAGUCAAAAGCGUUUUUUUAAAUCAACAAAGCAUGAGAAGACUUUGCCUUUGUUAUGGUUUGUUUGUUUGUCAAUUAGGGUGUGCAGGGUGAAUACGUGGUCUGUCGUACGGUAAUUUGGUAAAAAGCCAAUUUGACAUUUGCUCAGUACAUUGUUUUCACUGAGGAAAUGAACUAGUCUGCUGUUAAUGAUAAUGCAGAGGAUUUUCCCAAGGUUGCUGUUGACGCAUAUCCCACGGUAGUUAUUGGGGUCAAAUUUGUCUCCACUUUUGUGGAUUGGGGUGAUCAGUCCUUGGUUCCAAAUAUUGGGGAAGAUGCCAGAGCUAAGGACGAUGUUAAAGAGUUUAAGUAUAGCUAAUUGAAAUUUGUGGUCUGUAUAUUUUAUCAUUUCAUUGAGGAUACCAUCAACACCACAGGACUUUUUGGGUUGGAGGGUUUGUAUUUUGUCCUGUAGUUCAUUCAAUGUAAUUGGAGAAUCCAGUGGGUUCUGGUAGUCUUUAAUAGUUGAUUCUAAGAUUUGCAUUUGAUCAUGUAUAUUUUUUUGCUGUUUGUUCUCUGUUAUAGGGCCAAAAAGAUUGGAGAAGUGGUUUACCCAUACAUCUCCGUUCUGGAUAGAUAGCUCUUCGUGUUGUUGUUUGUUUAGUGUUUUCCAAUUUUCCCAGAAGUGGUUAGAGUCUAUGGAUUCUUCAAUUACAUUGAGUUGAUUUCUGACAUGCUGUUCCUUCUUUUUCUGUAGUGUAUUUCUGUAUUGUUUUAGUGAUUCACCAUAGUGAAGGCGUAGGCUCAGGUUUUCUGGGUCUCUAUGUUUUUGGUUGGAUAGGUUUCUCAAUUUCUUUCUUAGGUUUUUGCAUUCUCUCUCUCUCUCUCUCUCUCCCCCCUCUCUCUCUUCUCUGGCUCUGUCUCUCUCUCUCUCCCCCCCUCUCUCUCUCUCUCUCUCCCCCCCCUCUCUCUCUUCUCUCUCUCUGGCUCGCUCCACUUUCUCUGGCUCGCUCUCCCCCCCCCUCUCUCUCUCCCCCCCCUCUCUCUCUCCCCCCUCACUCUCUUCUCUCUCUCUCUGGCUCCAUCUCUCUCUCUCCCCUCUCUCUCUCCUCUCUCUCUGUCUCUCUCUGGCUCUCUCCCCGGCUCUCUCGCAUGUGCACAUUUGUUGAUAUUCUUAGCUAGUUAGCGAGUUAUUAGCCCAGUUAUAGAUAAGUAUAGGUCAGCAAUGGGGAGUUACUGCUUCCUACAAGAGCACAAAACAUGGAGGCUACAUUUCAAGCUGUCUUUGAAAAACCAGUCAGGCAAAAAGCGUAUGCCUUAAUUAAAGGCCAGUGUUGUAUUUUGAGACAGGCUUGAAUAUGCAAAUAAGCCAAUAGGCAGAGGGGGUAGCCUACAUUGUCUAAUUCUCUGAAUGGUAAUGAUAAUUUCUUUUAUUUUGUAAAGUGGUUUCUUGUAUCAUACAACGGAAUUUACAGUCACCUAUUUGAGCCAUGGUGUUACAGACCAAGUAAAAAAGUAAUUCAUGUCAAGCCCUUCAUAAUUUAAAAAUGUUUUUAAAAGUCUCUUGCGUUGUAGGCCUGCAUUGAACACCACAUAUAGGCUACUGUAGGCUAUAUCAUAUACAUCAAAAGCUAUUUCCAUGUGAAAAUGUUAUGGGAUUUACUCCAUUGGUUUAGUUGGUAGGCCUACAGUACAUUAUGCUCAAAUAGCCACAAUAGCCUAUUGGCUACUGUCUAAACCUGUAAGGGUACAGCCUCAGUGUUAACUGUAAACGCGCCCCCGGAAGUUGCAACAAAUUCUCACAAUGUUCAAGUUUCCACUCACAAUACAAAAAAAUUGCUCAGUUCCCCAAUUUUUUUGGGGGGGAACAUUGAUUACAAGUGCUUGUAAUAUUUAGUGUUUUAUAUGAGUGAAAGUGCUAUGGAAUAGCAGUAAUAGUGUACACACUGCAGUCAUGUCGUACCUGGCUCCGUCUGUCUGUGUUUUUUUUGCCAUAUUAAUGUCCCUCUUUUGCUCUGCAGGCAUCCAGAGAGAGUCUGAAGAUGGAACCACUGGCAGAUGUCACCUUACUGCCCGGAGAGGAGAGAAUCAUAGGUGUGUUCUUCUUGUAAGCCAGUGGUUUUGUGGUUUUCAACUUGGGUCACUAGUACCCAUGCGGGCACAUGGCCUAUCCACAACGGGUACUUAUUCUAAGACUGUUGAACAUCGACAGACAUUUGGAGACUGUUCUCGGCUUCCUAUUCUAUUAGUAAAGUACAGAGAAAUAUUUGAAUACCUUCGGUCUGGUAGCCUUCCUCUAGACUACGCUGUUGUAGAGGUCUCACUUCUGUUGCAAUUCAGUUUUUAAAAUUUGAAUCUGAUCUGUAUUCUGGCAUGUCAGUAUGUUUACAGUAAAUAUAACGAGAGAGGAUAUCCCUGUUGGUUUUGUCACAGGAGAGGCUAAACAUAGAACCUAGCCUCUCCAACCAAGUCGGCUUGAAUUGUUACAGUAGUCUCUCUCUCUGUCUCUGUCUCUGUCUCUGUCUCUGUCUCUGUCUCUCUCGUCAUUUCUGCUAGCUACAGCAUGUACAAUUAAGAAGAAAGAGGGGAGGGAAAUAGAGAGUAGGAGAAUGAAAGGAAGAUUUGUGGAAAGUACAGAAAGGUUGAGUGCAGCUUUUUGAAAAGCUUUUGUCUUGCUGUUAGUGUUGUAUUGUGGUUAUUGUUUGGUUACAAUAUGGUUAAUUGUCAACAUGGCUUGUUCAGUGGGGGUGGAUGGUGGAAAUGGGUGUGUGUAUCUAGUCAGUCAUUUAUACAUUUCCCCUCCCUCUCCCUCUUCCUCAUCUCUCUUUCUCUCUGUCGCUCUCUCUCUCUGUCUCUCUCUCUCUCUCUCUCUCUCUCUCUCUCUAGACAAAGACAUCAUCUAUAUCUGUCCAUUCAGUGGAGCUCUCAAAGGCAAAGUCUUCAUCACUAACUACAGACUCUACUUCAAGAGUGCAGACGCAGUGAGUGACACACACACACACUCUAGAGGAGGGGUGAUAUACUCCUAGACAUCUGUGGCGGACAGAUUGAAGGCAGCAGAAUUCCCAGUCAGUCUAAAUGACAUGUCUGCUGCAGAAGUGGUAGACCCAUGCUUACUACUUGGUGUCAAAGACCUGUUUGAUCUAGGCUAGCCCUAGCCGGAUGCGCCAUUAAAACACAGUCUAUAUUAUAGUAUAUAUGGUGGUCUGUUAUUAUUGAGGGAGUCCUAAUGAAGUAGGCCAAGAUCUAUGACAGACGGGUCAACACCCACACAUCACUGAUAUGCAUUGAGCUUGUUAUAGAGCCCUACUAAAUGUGUACAGAAUGGGAGUUGGAAUAGGGGAAGAAAGGAAGAGGGAUAUGGAUGUGAGGAUGAAUGGAAGCAGUCUCUCUUACCCUCCUUUACCUGCGAGGUGAGGGAGAGAGAAACACCAUCCACCUCAAACUUGCUUAAUCAAGUGUUACAAUACUGUGUUACUCUGCCUGUGUGUAGUUGUGUGUGUUCUGUCUUGGUGGGUAUAAUGGUUACAGUCUUAAAUAAAGCAAUGUGGCUGUCGCCGAGCCCCCCCCCCAAAAAAAAUAAUCUUAGUCAGUUAAGAGUCGUCUGUUCUUUCCACCAAUCAAUUGGUUGAAAAUGGUAAACGUGUAUUGUUCCAUAUAGACACACCCUAUGUGUUUUAAUAAAAUCAACUAUAUGCACUGAGCUUGUCUGAUGCUUUAAGUGCACUGUUUGUGCACAUUUAUACAACUGCGUACAGGCCAGGCAGACUAGGCCUACUUCAACGCUUACUCAACAUUGACAGGAGCGCUCCAAACAAAAUAAAAUAAAUCGACAACUCAUAAAUGGAAUGAAAUUAACAAAACCUUGUUUCUCACAAGUGUAGCAUAGGUUGUGAGCUCUGCAACAAUGCGACCACUCAGACGAUGAGAACGUUAAUCGACUGUUGUAAUAAUAUAUUGAAUGCGUUAACAUAAAUUACCACAACCAAACAAACAUUGUAGAUUAGAUAUUAUGUGAAUUAACGGUAACUGUACUUCUGGUGAUAGACACUAACAAUCAAAGGACAAACAAUUCACACAAUUAAGUUAUGAAACAAUGAAUUGGCAGGAGAGAACGCAUUCUGGAGAAAGACCUGCCUUGUGCAUCUAAGCCACACCCCCCUUCUUAACUCAACAUUUAAAAUUAUACCCAAGACACAUUAUCUUCACACAUACUUUAGGCCUAAGGAAUACUCGCACAAAUGGUGUCUGGUCCAAAGCAGUAGCCAUUUAUGGAAUACUAUUAAAUAGUUUAUGAAAAUGCAAUUCCGAAUUGCUUGGCAUGCCAAGGCAAAUACCCUUGCGGCACGUAUGAUUUAAGUUGCCGAUGCCCGUCUUAGACUGAUGGACUGUGCCAUUCCUGCGGCCUCCGCAAUGGAUUAGUCCACUGAGACAGGCACGAAUCAGACGGGUGUCUCGUGUGCCUGCCCCAAAAUAAAAAAUAUCAAUUUGCGACUGCUUGACAAAAAAAAAUCUGUCGACCAAUAGCCAAUCGACCAGUCGACUAAACGGGGUCAGCCCUAGCCUCUAGGUCAGCAUUUCCCAAACUUGGUGCACGUUUUGGUUUUUACCCUAGCACUACACCGCUGAUUCAAAUAAUCAAAGCUUGAUGAUGAGUCCGUUAUUUGAAUCAGCUGUGUAGUGCUGGGCAAAACCCAAAACGUGCACCCAGGGGUGCCCCCGGACCGAGUUUGGGAAACACUGCUCUAGGUGUAAUCCACUUGUAGAUUCACUUUCACUCUUCAGACAACAGAAGUUAAUCUCCAACACAACAAAAAGAGGGGAAACCCAUAUCCCUUUCUCUCUUUUCUCUCACUCAUCUCUCUUUCUUUAAUCCCUCUCUUUCUCUCCUGGCACCACUAGUGUUUUGCACAGUCCAUUCAAUUGGAGAGGUGCGAGGGCAUUGUUGAUGGUAAGAUGGAGAAAAAGAGUGAAGACGGGUAGUUAUGGAGAAGAAUAGGGUAGAGAGGGGUAGUUAUGGAGAAGAAUAUAGUAGAGGGGUAGUUAUGGAGAAUAAUAGGGUAGAGAGGGGUAGUUAUGGAGAAUAAAAGGGUAGAGGGGGUAGUUAUGGGAGAAAAUAUAGUAGAGGAGAAAGGUUUGUUUUGGAGAAGAAUAUAGUAGAGAGAGGUAGUUAUGGAGAAGAAUAGGGUAGAGGGGUAGUUAUGGAGAAUAAUAGGGUAGAGAGGGGUAGUUAUGGAGAUGAAUAGGGUAGAUAGGGGUAGUUAUGGGGAAGAAUAGGGUAGAGAGGGGUAGUUAUGGAGAAGAAUAGAUAGGGUAGAGAGGGGUAGUUAUGGAGAAGAAUAUAGUAGAGGGGUAGUUAUGGAGAAUAAUAGGGUUAAAGAGGGGGUAGUUAUGGAGAAUAAAAGGGUAGAGGGGUAGUUAUGGAGAAGAAUAGGGUAGAGAGGGGUAGUUAUGGAGAAGAAUAUAGUAGAGAGAGGUAGUUAUGGAGAAGAAUAGGGUGAGAGAGGGGUAGUUAUGGAGAAGAAUAUGGUAGAGGGGGUUUGUUGGGGGUAGUAGGUGGGUAGUUAUGGAGAAGAAUAGGGUUUGAGAGGGGUGUUAUGGAGAAAAAUAGGGUGAGUUAAAAAAUUAGGAGGGGUUUUAGUUUUAGGAGAAGAAAAUAGGGAGAGGGGUAGUUGGGUAGUUAUGGAGAAGAAUAGGGUGAGAGGGGUAGUUAGGGAGGAAUAUAGUAAGAGGGGUAGUUUGGAGAGAAGGUUUAAUAGGGGGGAGGUAGGUGUUAUGGAGAAGAAUAGGGAGAGAGGGAGGUAGUUAUGGAGAAAAAAUAUAGUGAGGAGGUAGUUAGGAGAAGAAGGGUAGAGAGGGGGUGUAGUUAUGGAGAAGAAUAGGGGUUUGAGGGGUAGGGGUUUGUUAUGGAGAAGGGAAAAGGUAGAGGGGAGUUAUGGAGAGAAGAAAAAGGUAAGAAGGGUAGUUAUGGAGAAGAAUAGGGAGAGGGGUAGUAGGAGAAGAAUAGGGUAGAGGGGGUGGUAGUUAUGGAGAAGGGAAAAGGGUAGAGGGGGUUAGUUAUGGAGAAGAAUAGGUAUGAAGAGGGGUAGGGUUAUGGAGAAGAAUAGGGGGAGGGGGGUUAUGGAGAAGAUAGGGUUGAGAGGUAGUUAUGGAGAGGAUAGGUAGAGAGGGGGUUUUGUUAUGGAGAAGAAUAGGGGUAGAGAGGGGGGGUAGUUAUGGAGAAGAAUAGGGUUUGAGGGGGGUUUAGUUAUGGAGAGGGAUAGGUUGGAAAAGGGGGUUUGUUAUGGGAGUAUAGUUAGAGGGGUAGUAUGGAGAAGAAGGGUAGAGAGGGGGGUUUGUUAUGGAGAAGAUAUAGGGUUGGGGGUAAUUAUGGAGAAGACAUGGGUAGAGGAGGGGGUAGUAGUUAUGGAGAAGGAAUAGGGAUAGGGGGUUAGGAGGGGGGUAGUUAUGGAGAAAAAGAAAGGGUAGAGAGGGGGUUUGUUAUGGAGAAGAAUAGGGUAGAGUUAGAGAGAGGGGGGUGUUAUGGAGAAGAAUAGGGGGUAUUAGAGGGGGGGGUAGUUUGGAGAACAAACUAGGUAAGGGGGUAGUUAUAAGAGGGGUUUGGGGUAGUUAUGGAGAAGAAUAGGGUAGGGGAGGGGUGGUUUUUAGUUUUGGGAGUUAGGAGAGAAGUAGGGUUAGAGAGGGGUAGUUUUGGAGAGUAGAGAGGGGGGUAGUUAUGGAGAAGGGAAUAGGGUAGAGGGGGGGGUUUUUAUGGAGAAGAAUGGUUUGAGGGGUUUUGUUUAGUUAGGGAAGAAUAGGGAAGGGUAGUUAUGGAGAAGAAUAGGGUAGGAGUGGGGGUGUAGUUAUGGAGAAGAAUAGGGUUUGGGGGAGGGGGGUAGUUGGAAGAAAUCGGGUAGAGGGGGGUAGUUUAGGGAGGAAGAAUAGGGUAGAGAGGGGUUAGUUAAAUUAUGGAGAAGAAUAGGGUAGAGGGGUGGUAGUUAUGGAGAAGAAUAGGGUAGAGGGGGGUAGUAUGGAGAAGAAAAAGGGGUUUGUUUAGGGUUGGGAGGGGGGGUUUGUUAUGGAGAAGAAUAGGGUUUGAGGGGUUGGUAGUUAUGGAGAAGAAUAGGGUAGAGGGUAGAGGUGGUAGUAUGGAGAAGAAUGGGUAGAGGGGGAAUGGAGAAAAAUAGGGUAUGAGGGGUAGUUAUGGAGGAAAGGGAAUAGGGUAGAGGGGUUAGGGGAGGGGGGGGUAGUUAUGGAGAAGAAUAGUAGGUAGGGGGUAGUAGGUUAUUAGGGAAGAAUAGGGAGAGGGGUAGUUUGGAGAGAGAUAGGGUAGAGAGGGGGGUAGUUAUGGAGAAGAAUAGGGGGUAGGGGGAGGGGGGGUUGGUUAUUGGGAAAAAAUAGGGUAGGGGGUUUUUGUUAUGGAGAAGAAUAGGGGUAGAGGGGUUUGUUUGGAGAAGAAUAGGGUAGUUAGAGGGGUUAGUUUUGGAGAAGAAUAGGGUAGGAGAGGGGUAGUUAUGGGAAGAAAAGAAGAAUAGGUAGGGAGAGGGGUAGUUAUGGAGAAGAAUAGGGUAGAGGGGUAGUUAUGGAGAAGAAUAGGGUAGAGGGGGGGGAGUUAUGGAGAAGAAUAGGGUAGAGGGGUAGUUAUGGGGAAGAAUAGGGUAGAGGGGGGUAGUAUGGGAAAAAUAGGGUAGAGGGGGAGGGUUUUGGAGAAGAAUAGGGUAGAGAGGGGGUUUGUUAUGGAGGGAAAAAUAGGGUAGAGAGGGGUAGUUAUGGAGAAGAAUAGGGUAGAGGGGUAGUUAUGGAGAAGAAUAGGGUAGAAGGGGGGGUAGUUAUGGGAAGAAAUAGGGGUUUGGAGGGGUUAGUUUUGAGGGAAAGAAAAGGGUAGAGGGGUGGGUAGAGGUUUUGUUUGGGAAGAAAAAGAUAGGGGGGAGAGUGGGGUAGUUAUGGAGAAGAAUAGGGUAGAGAGGGGUAGUUAUGGAGAAGAAUAGGGUUUGAGGGGGUGGGGUUUUUGGAGAAGAAUAGGGGUAGACAGGGGUAGUUAUGGGGAAAAAAAUAGGGUAGAGAGGGGUAGUUUUGGAAAGAAUAGGGGUUUGAGGGGUAGUUAUGGAGAGAAUAGGGUUUGGAGGGGGGUUUGGUAGUUAUGGAGAAGAAUAAGGGGAGAGAGGGUAGUUAUGGAGAAGAGGGGGGUAGAAGGAGAGAGGGGGGUAGUUUUGGAGAAAAUAGGGUUUGAUUAGUUAGAGAGGGUAGUUUAUGUAUGAGAAGAUAGGGUAGAGGGGGUAGUUAGUUGAUGGAAGAAGGGUAGUUUUAGUUAUGGAGAAGAAUAGGGUAGAGAGGGGUAGUUAUGGAGAAGAAUAGGGUAGAGAGGGGUAGUUAUGGAGAAGAAUAGGGUAGAGGGGUAGUUAUGGAGAAUAAUAGAGUAGAGGGGUAGUUAUGGCGAAAGAGCGAGAGAAGAGGGGGGUAGUUAAAUAAUCUUAGAUGUAGCAGAGGGUAGCUUUAUCAGAUCAUCAGUCAGGCUGAGAGGUGUGUGUGUGUUAUUGACUGUGUGUGUCAGUGAUGGAGUAGGUUAUUACAGUCUACAGGGAUACUGCAGCAGCAGCAAGGCUCUUUACUCCAGUCUCUGUCCCAAAUGGCUCCCAAUUCCCUCUAUAGUGCACUACUUUUGACCUGGGCCCAUAGGGUAGUGUACUAUAUAGUGAAUAGGGAGCCAUUUGGGAUGCAGAAUCCACUCUCUGUAAUACAACACGUUAACAAUAUGCUGACCUCAUACUGCUUCUAACACACACACACACACCAUUUACUCUGGUGGCUCUGAACUGAUGUAAGUACCUCCUACUAUGCCCGUGUCUACCAUUUAAGCCUAUGCUUUGCUAAUUAAGUCUCUGUCUUGCAGAUUAAACAUUAGCUACAUAAAGCGUAUUCAAGAGUAUACUUCACAUUACACAGUAUACCGUUUGUGCCCUCACAAUACCAAUGUCUUUAUAUUUCAGUUCUACCACUGCAGGACCAAUCAUCCACCUAUGGUGUAUUCUGUUGUGAUAUCACUGGAAUCCCAGCAGGACCAAUCACAUGUCUGUAUUUUGUGUGACAUCACAGGACCCGGCGGUGACCCUGGAUGUUCCGCUGGGGGCCAUUGGCCGGGUGGAGAAGAUGGGCGGAGCCUCCAGUCGGGGGGAGAACUCAUACGGGCUGGACAUCACCUGCAAGGUCAGAUACUGCAUCAUGGUACUGACACCCCUAUGUUAUACAUAGUGGUUCAGUCCGAUUACAUCUGACAACCAGACUAGGACUGAACCACUAUGUAUGAAAAUAGGGGUGUUUCUUUUUUUUUUUAUAUAGAACAUUUAGAUAGAACAUUGUGUUCAGAAACGUUCAUUCCAGUCUUGGAUCAGGAAGUUUCAAUAUAAAAAAAUAUUACAACUAUUUAUUUUGUACUAACAGCAUUUUGUGUGUCUGUGUUAACGCGUGUGCGUGCGUCCAUCCGUGUUAAAGUGUGUCUGUGUGUCUCCCAACAGGACAUGAGGAACCUGAGGUUUGCAUUGAAGCAGGAGGGCCACAGCAGAAGAGACAUCUUUGAUAUCCUGUUUAGAUAUGCCUUCCCCCUAUCCCACGGCCUUGUACGUACCUUUUCAUUUAGUCUCACCUGAUAUCAUUACCCCCUUUUUAAUAACUGUAUAAUAACUAUAUAUGAUUGUACAAGACAAGUGCUUUGUUAGAGUUAAUCAGUUUGAGGUAUCCUGUUAUUUGUCUUUGCUAGGGCUGACCCCAUUUAGUUGACUGGUCGAUUGUUUGGUCGAAAGGCUAUUGUUGGACUGAGAUUUUUUUUGUUGUUGAGCAAUUGCAAAUAUAUUUUUACAAAUUAUGGCACACGAGACACCUGUCUGACUCACGCCUGUCUCAGUGGACUAAUCCAUUGUGGAGGCACACCAGUGUCCCCAGUAGUACAUUUACCUUAAUUACCAUCAUUUAUCAUCUACAAUGUUUGUUUUGUUACGGUAAUUUCUGUUAAUGCGUUCAAUAUAUUAUUAUUAUUAUUACAGUCUUACCGUUGUCAUUGUAGGAGUGGACACGUUGUUUGCGGAGCCCACAACCUACGCUACACUUGUGAUAAAAAAAGUUUUGGUUUAUUUCAUUCCAUUUACAAGUUGUCAAUGUAUUCAUUGUGUUUUGUUUGUAGCGCUCCUGUCAAUGUUGAGUAAGGACACGCACCUGAUUACGCAUAUAGAAGUAGGACUAGUCUACCUGGCCUGCGCGCAAAUGUAGGCUUAGAAAUUUGCCCAUUUGGGGAUCUGAUAGUAUUUCUGAUUGGCUUAACUCACCAUCACUGUGGAGCUUCUCAAAGUAUUUCUUUCUUCGCCUCAAACAGCAAGUAAACAAAGUCUGUUUUUAUAUCCAUUGAGAAUGAAGAGUUCCUCAAUGUAGCCUAUUUGAAGAAUCUGUCCAGCUCUCUCCCUUUCGAUUACCACUCAGCACGAAAGGGGGAAAAAAUGUUAUUGCUUUGAUCCGAUGGAAACGUCAUAAAAUAGGCCUUCCUGAUUACUUCUUAUCCCUUGUGCAAAUAGCCUACAGCUGUGUCUCUGUCCAGAGCUCACUGGCCCGGGAAACUGUGAGGGCCCAGAAUAUUCUAUACAAUAAUAAUAAUAUGCCAUUUAGCAGACGCUUUUAUCCAAAGCGACUUACAGUCAUGUUGCAAGUUUGCUAGAAGGAGCUUCAGGCAGGACCAAGUUAAUAGUUGAAACAAUGUUUCAAGUUCCUUGCAGACAGGCCAUGCGUAGCCAAUGUGAUUUAUAGGAUUAAUUUUUAUCCUGAUAUUUUCUACCUGCAAGCUUUUUUUUUGUUGGCUUUAUGCAGGCUAUUUUUUACAUAUUGGCAAUAGAAGUUACUUUUAGAUUUGUAUCAUUUUCAUUUAGAUUGAAUUUUGAUUAACCUCAUGAUGUUGAUUUUGAGAUAUGAAGACUUUAUUAUGAAUUAAAUGAAACUGUUCCAUGAAAAUGCAUAUGCAUAUGAAAAUCAUAACUGGAACGCAGAUCAGUAGAAAUGGUACGAUAACUUGGCACUCCAAAUGGAAAAGGUUGCAGAUCGUUGGCGUAGCGGAAUGGCAGUCUGAAGGCCAGCUGCAGCGGGAGGAGGAGGGUCGGGAACUGUUUUUUUUUGUUUUUUUUUGUUCUUCUGGUUAGGCUGUAUUGUUUUCUGGCUCCCUCUUUAGUAAUUUGUGUCCAUUUUUAAUCGCAGUGCUUAAAGCAUCAGACAAGCUCAGUAGCCUACAUAUAGUUCAUUUUAUUCAAACAUAUGGUGUGUCUAUGUAUGGAAAAAUACACAUUUUAAAAUGUAGACUAAUCGUUUGGUCGAAAUAACAUAUUUUUUUUUAGUCGGGGACAGCCCUUGCAAAUCAUUAGAGAAGAGUCACCAAACAAUCACUCAUAAAGAGCAGUUGACUUAGCGUUCUCUCUCGCUCUCUGUAGCUUCUGUUUGCGUACCUGAGUCAGGAGAAAUUUGAAGAGAACGGCUGGAGUAUCUACAAACCUGUGGAAGAGUUCAGGCGGCAGGUAUGACUCAUCAUUGUCUUAUUAAAUGUGUCAUUACAUUGUUAUUGCCGGUUUUCUAGGUUGUUGUCUGUGUUGGGAUAGAUCCAAUGCCACACUUACUUAGUCUGCUUAAAUACUGUUGCUUGAAGAUACCCAGGGAAAGACAACCUAAUCAUUCCGUGACAAAGCUUUUGAAAAUAAACCGAUUCAUGCGACCAGUGCCGUUAAACUAGCAUAGCUGGUCCCAUUGUUUAGGAUUAUUCCUCAUUUAUGCAAAGAGUUGUGGGAUAUUAGAAUCCUCUUGUCUUAAACUUCAACCUCGUCAUCAGUGAUGUAGUACUGUACCUCGCCAAUAAUGCAUCCGAUUGAGUCACAGCCUGCAAUCUCUUCGCUGAUUGGCUAUUUGUCUCCCCCCGUCACCAGGGCUUACCCAAUGACAAGUGGCGUAUCACGUUCAUCAAUGCCAACUAUGAGCUGUGCGACACCUACCCCACCAUACUGGUGGUUCCAUUCAAAGCUACAGAGGAAGACCUGAGGAAAGUGUCUACCUUCAGGUCUAGAGGACGCAUACCUGUGAGUCCUUGUUUCUCAUCUCACCCUCUUCCUGCCGUUCUUUCCCCCUUUCAUUCCCUCUACCCAUAUCUCCUUUCUCUCCUUCCAUCUCUCUGUUAUCCCCUACACCUGAUCCCUCUGUGUCUUUCCUUUGACUGUCUCCACCCAACCCACAACCCGAUCCCUCUCUCCGCUCGUCUCUAUCUCUCCCUGCCCUCCUCUCCUGCUGCUCUCUCUCUCAUUCGAUUCAUCUCUCCAUCUUCUUCAUUCUUCAUGCAUUCAUUAUUCAUUCAUCUCAUUCUUCAUCAUUCAUUCAUUCAUUCAUUCAUUCAUUCAUUCAUUCUUCAUUCAUUCAUUCAUUCAUCUUAUAUAUAUAUAUAUUCAUCCUCUAGGUGCUAUCGUGGAUCCACCGUGAGAACCAGGCUGUUAUCUGCCGCUGCUCCCAGCCCCUGGUGGGGAUGUCUGGGAAGAGGAACAAGGACGAUGAGCGCUACCUGGACCUGAUCCGGGAGGCUAACGGCACCGCCAAGCUCACCAUCUACGACGCACGGCCCAGCGUCAACGCCGUCGCCAACAAGGUCAGGAGUCAAAGGUUAAAAGUCGCAUAAAGGUCAUGUCGGCGUAAAAGGGGGUCAUAAGUCUCAUGAGGUGCGUUGGUUGGGUUCUGUUGGGAUGGUGUGUAUAGGUUUAGGCCUCAUAGAUCAUCCAGACAGAGAUGAUAUCAUAGAUAUAUGGGAGUUUUCUAGUUUCUACGUUUCUGGAUUCCUUGUAAGAGUACUUCCCAGAGAAUCUUCUAAGCGAUUCAUGACAUUCUUUCCCUUUUUUCUGCUGUGAUUUAGAUGGUCUUUUGCUUUAGGUCUGGUGUUGUCUUCCGUAGAGAGAUGGACUGUGUUCUCUUGUUGUCCACUGUAGGGUCUUGCUAGUUGUCUCCUACAUUGUGUGCUGGUGUCAGAAGUAAGAACUGAGGAGGUAGAGUUUAGAAGCUAAGAGGACACAGCAACUACACCGUGUGUGUGUGUGUGUGUGUGUGCACCCCGCUUGGAGUGAAAUUGAAUGUUUGAUCUCAAAUUACUAAUAUGGAAUCUAUAUAAUAAUCCCCAAAUAUCUGCCAGUGAGGGGCUUUUAACAACAAGCUGCCUCCGACCUGCAGUGUGUGAUCUCUGCCAGUGAGAGGCUUUUAACAACAAGCUGCCUCCGACCUGCAGUGUGUGAUCUCUGCCAGUGAGAGGCUUUUAACAACAAGCUGCCUCUGACCUGCAGUGUGUGAUCUCUGCCAGUGAGGGGCUUUUAACAACAAGCUGCCUCCGACCUGCAGUGUGUGAUCUCUGCCAGUGAGGGGCUUUUAACAACAAGCUGCCUCCGACCUGCAGUGUGUGAUCUCUGACCUGCAGUGUGUGAUCUCUGACCUGCAGUGUGUGUGUUCCAACAACUGAUCACAACCCCAAAGCAUUUACGAUGACCCUGUUUGAAUCCUUCCCUCCUUGAAGUAAUCGCUGAUCUGACCAUGUUGGAUUGGUCAAAGCCGUAUAGGGUGAAAACCAUAGAAUACAACGCCGUAGUAAAAUACUGUAUUUCCAUGGGGGAAACUUCACUUUCAUUUAUCCAACCACAAAUAGGCCAGUGAUACCCUCGAGAGAGGGGGGGAAAGAAUGAUACUUUUUUUUUUGCAUUUUCAAACGCCAUGGCCAGUGAUUUUUUUCCAUUUUUGUCCAUGAAUGAUGACUCUUCAACCUCUGACCUCUAUCCCCUCUCUCUAGGCCACGGGUGGGGGUUACGAGGGUGAGGAUGCAUAUCAGAACGCUGAGCUGGUGUUUCUAGACAUACACAACAUCCACGUGAUGAGAGAGUCCCUGAAGAAGCUAAAGGACAUCGUCUAUCCCAACGUAGAGGAGUCGCACUGGCUGUCCAGUCUGGAGUCUACACACUGGCUAGAACACAUCAAGGUAGGGCGGCGCACUGGCUGUCCAGUCUGGAGUCUACACACUGGCUAGAACACAUCAAGGUAGGGCGGCGCACACACUUCAAACACCCCUCUCCUCUUCUCUAGCUGCUCAUAUCGGGAGCCAUCCAGGUAGCAGAUAAGAUCAGUGAGGGUAACAGUGUGGUGGUCCACUGUAGUGACUGUCUCUGUGUCUCUCUAUCAGGAGCCAUCCAGGUAGCAGAUAAGAUCAGUGAGGGUAACAGUGUGGUGGUCCACUGUAGUGACUGGCUCUGUGUCUCUCUAUCAGGAGCCAUCCAAGUAGCAGAUAAGAUCAGUGAGGGUAACAGUGUGGUGGUCCACUGUAGUGACUGUCUCUGUGUCUCUCUAGCUGCUCAUAUCGGGAGCCAUCCAGGUAGCAGAUAAGAUCAGUGAGGGUAACAGUGUGGUGGUCCACUGUAGUGACUGGCUCUGUGUCUCUCUAGCUGGUCAUAUCGGGAGCCAUCCAAGUAGCGGACAAGAUAUCGGGUGGUAACUCUGUGAUGGUCCACUGUAGUGAUGGGUGGGACCGGACGGCUCAGCUCACCUCUCUGGCCAUGCUGAUGCUGGACAGCCACUACCGCACCCUGAGGGGAUUCCAGGUAAAGCACUUUGUGACAACGGCUAAUGUAAAAAAAAUAGCUUUAUAAAGUACAUUUGAUUGACUUGAUUUUUGAUUGAUUGAUUUCAGGUGCUGCUGGAGAAGGAGUGGAUCAGCUUCGGACACAAGUUUGCCAACGUAAGUCCACCCUGUUCCAAGGCAUUCACUCUCAGCUUAUGAUGAGAAUGGAAAAAGUGCUUGUUGUGUUGAGGAAUUUGAACUCUGGUAAUGACGUUUUCAGUCAUAGAUUGUUUUUGUAUGCUUAUUUGUGCUGUCAACUGGGGACCAAAUGAUCUCUGGGAAGCAGUGGAGGCUGCUGAGGGGAGAACGGCUCUUAAUAAUGGCUGGAACGGAGCAAAUGGAAUGCACACCUGGAAACCAUGUGUUUGAUGCCAUAACGCUCCCGCCAUUACCAACGAGCCGUCCUCCCCAAUUAAGGUGCCACCAACCUCCUGUGAUGGGAAGCAACUAAACGGACCAAUAUUAUGUACAGAGAAAUAUCAAGGACCAGGAAGAACAAACUAGAGAUAAUAAGAAGCUGUUUACACUGUGCUCUCUCCCCCCCUGUGUGUCUAUAUAGAGGAUAGGACACGGGGAUAAGAACCAUGCGGAUCAGGACAGGUCUCCUAUCUUCGUACAGUUCAUAGACUGUGUCUGGCAGAUGACCAAACAGGUAGGAACAGUAGACACCUGUGUAGAGCUUUAUUUCAAUUUGUCUUUUCCACGACGAUCUUCUGACUUCCUCCUCGACUGUAUUGGAGGAGAAGGCCCAAGGUCCCGCCCUUCGAACCUUCUUCUCCCAAUGCAUUUUGAGAAGGAAGUGAGGAGAGAGGAUGCAAGGAAUCGAGGAAGAAUUUACUGAGAAAAAGCCUACGGGUUUAAAACCUCUAUCUCUCCCCUUCUCCUCCAGUUCCCGACAGCGUUUGAGUUUAACGAGCGUCUCCUAGUGACCAUCCUGGACCACCUGUUCAGCUGUCGCUUUGGAACCUUCCUCUACAACUGCGAGAGCGCCAGGGACACCAACGUAAGUUACCUGUUAGGUCUGGGAAUUGCCAGGGACCUAACGGUACGAUAUUAUCACGAUACCGAGGUGCCGUUUUUUGUGAUAUGUAUUGCGAUUCUCACGAUUCUAUAUUGUAUUGCGAUUCGAUAAUGGGAUUUUAUUGCGAUUCGAUGUUCCAAGCAUAUUUCUCACCCUAUGUCUGCUGCAGAGGGACAAGCCAUGAGAAAAGCUAUGAAGGAAAAAUAGAGUUUUGGUGCAGGUACAGCCGACUAGCGCAAAAAUGUAUAUUGCGAUAUUGUUAAAAUUAUACGAUAUAUCGUCAAAAAUAAUAUCCCGAUAUUUUACUGUAUUAAAAAAAAUGUCUAUCUGGCUAGCUGUGUGUCUUUCUGUCUUUGGAACCUUCCUCUUCAACUGUAAGAGUGCCAGGGACACCAACGUAAGUUCCACCUCCAGUCUCUCUCUCUCUCUCUCUCUCCCACUUUCUGUUUCUCUCUCCCCCUACAAGUGCAAUUGUCUGAGACAACAAUAUGAGUCAGAGCCCAGCUUCUCUCCUCUCACUCUCUCUUUUUGUCAUUUCCUCUUUUCCCUCUCUGUUAACUCUUUCUCUGUGACCUUCUCUCUUCUUUUCUACAUUAGUCUUCUUGUAUCGCACACUCCAAUUCCCAGCUAGCACAUAACGUUCUGAGGACCAUAUAUAUUUCUUAGAGCUUGGUGAGAGCGUGGUUGUCCUAUGGUUAUUUUGCAUACAACUUUCCCACAACAUUCUGGGAAUGGUGCAGGAUACCCAGCUAGCACAUAACGUUCUGAGAACUAUGUUUCUUAGGUGGGAAUUUGAUUACUUCAGCAUAAUGUUUUCAGCAGGUUUCCUCAUGGUUCUAUUUAAAGUCAUGUUCUCAGAACAUUAAGAAAACAUUAACGUUCAUAGAACGUUCUAAGAAUGUUGUUUAAAAACAUAUACGUUCCGUUCUCAGCGUCAACAAAACACUAUCCUCUAUCUUGUUAAGUAUGUUCAGGUGUGUUGGCUGCGCCCACUAAUUGGCCACACCUGAUCUUAAUGAGUGCUUGUUUCCUUUGAAAUGGGGUCUGUUUGAAUAGAAAAAUUAACAGCUUUGUAUGAGUUAAAAAACUGUGGACUAAUUCCAUGAAUAGAGACCAGAAGAUCAUAGGUUCGAAUUUCACUAAAAGAGACAUGUUUGUAUGAUUAAUGCCUAAGCAAAUGAAUUUCCAUAUGUCCUAUCUGUGCUUGGAGUUAAAAACAGUUAACCCAAACUAGUGUUAUUAAAAGUCUUAUUGAAACAUGUUCUCAGAACGUUAUUUAAUUACCUUGUAACAACCUAUAAUUUCUGUUCUCAGAACGUUAAUAAAACCUCCCAGGAAAAUGUUCAGGGAACCAUAGUAAAACAUUCUCAGAACCUCCCUGCAACCUAAAAAUGAAUGUUCCCAGAACUUCCAAGGAACCAAAUGUGCUAGCUGGGUCUUUCCCGUCUCUCUACAAUAUGUUCCUCUGCCAACCCUCACUCUCACUAUUUACCUUUCCUUCUCCCUCCUUCUAUCUUACGUGUCAUCCGGCCUGCGAGCCCAUUCAAUCCGUCUCGUGGGUGGAUCUCAAUCGACAUUUUAAAGACUAAAGCCAAAUCCAAACUGUGUGAAAAAUGAUAAUGGACCUACAUUUACAGUCUCUUCACUCUACCCAGCUUGCUAACGGUCAUCGAAACGAAAGCGAGACAGAGAGCAUAGUAAAGAUAAUCCAUUUUAAUUGCGUCCCUUCGGACCUAGGUGAAGACCGACUGCGGCCUGCGGAGGAAAUGAGUUCGACACCCUCUACCUCGAUCUCUCUCAAAAACCCACUCUCUUUCUCAUCUUCUUUUUCCUGGUAUCCAAUUGGUAGUUAGUCUUGUCCCAUCGCUGCAACCCUCGUACGGACUCGGGAGAGGCGGAGGUCGAGAGCCGUGCGUCCUCCGAAAACACAACCCAACCGAGCCGCACUGCUUCUUGACACAAUGCCUGCUUAACCCGGAAGAAAGCCGCACCAGUGUGUCGCAGGAAACGCUGUACACUUGGCGACCGUGUCAGCGUGCACUGCGCCCGGCCCGCCACAGGAGUAGCUAGUGCGCGAUGGGACAAGAACAUCCCUGCCGGCCAAACCCUCCCCUAACCUGGACGACGCUGGGCCAAUUGUGCGCCGCCCCAUGGGUCUCCCGGUCGCGGCCAGCUGCGACAGAGCCUGGACUCAAACCAGGAUCUCUAGUGGCACAGCUAGCACUGCGAUGCAGUGCCUUAGACCACUGCGCCACUCGGGAGGCCGCCCUCUUUGUCUUUCAUUUUCCCUCCCCCCUCCCCCUCCUCCCUCCACCUCCCCUCCCCUCCUCCCUCCACCUCCCCUCCCCUCCUCCCUCCACCUCCCCGCCACCUCCCCUCCCUCCUCCCUCCACCUCCCUCCCCUCCUCCACCUCCCCUCCCCUCCUCCACCUCCCCUCCCCUCCUCCACCUCCCCUCCCCUCCUCCACCUCCCCUCCCCUCCUCCCUCCCCUCCACCUCCCCCCCCUCCACCUCUCCUCCUCACCCCCCUCCCCCUCCUCCCUCCCCCCUCCCCUCCUCCCUCCCCCCUCCCCCCUCCUCCCUCCCUCCCUCCCCCUCCUCUCCCCUCCCUCCCCCCUCUCCCCCUCUCCCCUCUCUCCCCUCCCCCCCCCUCCCCCCUCCCCCCCCUCCCCCCCUCCCUCCCCUCCCUGCCCUCCCUCCUCCCCCCUCCUCCUCCCCUCCUCCCUCCUCCUCCCUCCCUCCCCACCCCCCUCCCCUCCCCCUCCCCUCCUCCCCUCACCCCUCCCUCCCUCCCUCCCUCCCACCCCUCCCUCCCUCCCCCCCUCCCCCCCACCCUCCCCAUCCCCCCUCCCAUCCUCCCUCCUCCCUCCCUCCCCCCCCUCCCCUCCUCCCUCCUCUUGAUCAUGUGAAGUAGAGCAGAAGAGAGAGCGAGAGAGCGAUGGGACGCAUGACUGGUUCUGAGUGGCAGUAAUAAUGCACUACUCUCUAUGAUACAAAGACUAGUCUACACAAGACAUAAGACUUGAAUUAUUGUUCCAGAAUCUCUCCUUGAUGUUCCCUCUGUCUCUUUCUGUGAUUCCGAUGGCUAAGAUAGGUUGUGGGUUUCAUUCAAAUAUGGGUCAUACUGAAUAUAUUUAUGUUUACUGUAGGUUGCUGUGCAUAUAAGUGUCUGCUAAAAGACCAUAUUUCAUUAUCUCUCUUCCCCCCUCCCCUCUCCCUCUCUCUCUCCAGGAGUUGCGGUCUAAGACGGUGUCUCUGUGGUCCUGGUUAACUUCUCUCUUUCGCUCUCCAACCCUCCUAAAUUAUUAUUCUCUACCCCCCCUCUUCCCCUCUCCCCCCUCUCCAGGAGUUGCGGUCUAAGACGGUGUCUCUGUGGUCGUUGGUGAACAGUGAUGCGUCCUCCUACCAGAACCCCUUCUACACCCCAGAGUCCAAUAGAGUCCUCUACCCCGUAGCCAGCAUGAGACACCUAGAACUCUGGGUGACUUACUACAUCCGCUGGAACCCGCGCAUUCGACAACAGGUACAUUUUGCUACAGUACGUCCCAAUUAUCAGUCCUUCCUACCAAAGUGUGCACCUAUUCACUUUCCUUCACUGAUUUUAAAAAGGCCCAUGCCUCCACCAAUACAAUGCUUUUAGAUUUGUGGAAAGUAGUGAAUCAAUGAUGGAUGAAUAAUAUGGGCAACAAAUCUCAACAACAAACGUAACACUUUUAGGAUUGAGCUACAACACACGAUACACAGCACUGAACAAACUGUACAGUCAAACAGACUGGCCAAUCAGAGUUGGGGGUAAUCUUGUGAUCAAUCUUCCCUGUAAAAUAACAUUUCAGCACUGAGCAAAUUUCAGGUCUGCUGAGCGCACACUUGAACGUUGUGAGAAUUCUUUGCAACUUCUGGAACGUGUUUAUUGUGAACACUGAGGCUGUACCCGCUUUAAGUUACAGUUUUAACAGUGGCCAUGUAGGCUACUGUGGCUAUGUGAUCAUAAUGAAGGCCUACCAGAGUGGCCUACCAUCAAAAACAAUGGAGAAAAUGCAUCCCAUAACAUUUUAAUAUGGAAAUAGCUGUUAUAUCACUCAGCCUACAGGAGCAGCGAAUGUGUGGUGUUCAAUGUAGGCCUACAUUCCAUGAGACUUUUAGAAAAAAACAUGCAGGGCUUGACAUUAACCUGUUUAUCCACUUGUCCUUCAGACAUGGAGGUGACUGAAAAUGUUGUUGUUUGAUGCAAGAAACCACUGUACAAAAUAAAGUUAAUUAUUAUUCCCAUACCAUUAUUACAAAGAAUUAGACAAAUGACGCUGCCCUCUGCCUAUUGGCUACUUAGCUUUUUUUAUUUGUUUCAUUUAAUUCACCUUAAUUUAACCAGGUAAGCCGGUUGAACAAGUUCUCAUUUAAAACUGCGACCUGGCCAAGAUAAAGCAAAGUAGUGUGAUUUAAAAACAACAACAACACAGAGUUACAUAUGGGAUAAACAAAAUGUACAGUCAAUAACACAAUAGAAAAUCUAUAUACAGUGUGUGCAAAUGUAGUAAGUUAUGGAGGUAAGGCAAUAAAUAGGCCAUAGUGCAAAAUAAUUACAAUUUAGUAUUAACACUAGAGUGAUAGAUGUGCAGAAGAUGAUGUGCAAAUAGAGAUACUGGGGUGCAAAUGAGCAAAAUAAAUAACAAUGUAAAUAACAAUAUGGGGAUGAGGUAGCUGGGUGGGCUAAUUACAGAUGGGCUGUGUACAGGUGCAGCUUAUUCAAGCCUGUCUCAAAAUACAACACUGCAGUGUUUAAGACAGAGAAAAUGCUCUUUACCUGACUCGCUUUUCAAAGAUGUCUAGAAAUGCACACGUUUUGUGCCCUUGUAGGAAGCAACCACUCCCCCAUUGGUGACUAGAAAUGAGCUAUAACUGGGCUAAUAAUUAACUUACUAGCAAAUAAUAUGAACAAAUGUGCACACGUGGCUACAUGCAGCUCUCGUUUGAUCUCAAAACAAGCGCAUCUACUCGCGACCACUCAUGCUGUAAACACAGUCCAGUUCAAAGGAAUGGCACAGAUUCAUAUAUGGCAAUUGCAUAUUUGCAUAUAGGGAUACUACAGCUCUGAUUGGUUAUGCCGCACCGGUCUGUAGUGUACAGGCUGAGUCGUGCCUACAAGAAAAUCUUGCAUAGUUCGUUUUGUUCGAGUAUGUUGCAUUGAAAGUGGCUAAUAUUGGCAAUACCCACGGUAGAGGGGAAACGUUGAUAGUGUUAACCAGUGCUUGACUUGGGAUGGAAGAAGUGCAGGAGCUAUGUUCACCGAAAUUCACAAAUGACAUUGUGCUAUAGAGACCUCUGAUUAUUCACUGUUAACGAUUUAAACACAUUUUCCAUUACUUCUCCAUGACUUUUAACCAAAUUGUCAUGACUAUUUUAUGAGAAAGUAUGAAUUAUUGACACUGGAAAGCUGCAGUGUUUGAUCCCAUGUAGACCUACCACCUCCUAGCCCCCGACAUAGAACUGCACUGUUAGUAACAUGUUGUCAACAUGUAUGUCAACUCUCCAUCUGGAGAGCUCCUGGGUGUGCAGGCUUGGCUUUUUCAACAUUACAACCAAAUACCUUUGUCUUUAUGAAAUGAUUCCCCCAUUCAAUAAAUCAGGGAUUAAAUGGAUAAGGUAGGCGACUUCAAAGCAAGGUAUCUAACUAGACAUCUUUACACACUACCGGUCAAAAGUUUUAGAACACCAGAGGCGUCAUGCACCCCAAAAAUCUGAAGGGGCACAAAGUACACUACCGGUUUUAGAACACCUACUUAUUCAAGGGUUUUUCUUUAUUUUUUUUACUAUUUUCUACAUUGUAGAAUAAUAGUGAAGACAUCAAAGCUAUGAAAUAACACAUUUGGAAUCAUGUAGUAACCAAAAAAGUGUUAAACAAAUGAAAAUAUAUUUUAUAUUUGAGAUUCUUCAAAUAGCCUCCCUUUGUCAUGACUCUCUCCUUGGUGAGGAUCAAAGGUAUCUGGCAAAUGGCUAACAAAUAGCCAGAUCCCCCCCGCUCUCCCACAGGAGAGAAGAAGGGGGAGUUGGGACGGUUUUAUGACUUAACAGCCGGUCAUAAAUAGUUUGCAGAAAAGGACUCCUUUUGGUCUCUAGUAUGGGAAGACUGAGGUGUUCUUUGUUCCAGAGACUCUUUGCCGCCAAAACUUUCUAUUGACCCCACCUUCCCCUAACCAAGCAGUCAUGGUGUUGUUAGGCCACUAUAGGCCUGUUUUCAUUGUAUUACUACAUUAGUAAUCAAUAACCUAUACUGUGUGUGUUUAUGUAUUCUGUGUUAUUAUUUAGUUAGUACAGUGAGGGAAAAAAGUAUUUGAUCCCCUGCUGAUUUUGUACGUUUGCCCACUGACAAAGAAAUGAUCAGCCUAUAAUUUUAAUGGUAGGUUUAUUUGAACAGUGAGAAAUAGAAUAACAACAAAAAUUCUCCAGAAAAACGCAUGUCAUGUACCGAUUUUGUACGUUUGCCCACUGACAAAGAAAUGAUCAGUCUAUAAUUUUAAUGGUAGGUUUAUUUGAACAGUGAGAGACAGAAUAACAACAAAAUAAUCCAGAAAAAAGCAUGUCAAAAAUGUUAUAAAUUGAUUUGCAUUUUAAUUAGGGAAAUAAGUAUUUGACCCACUCUCAAUCAGAAAGAUUUCUGGCUCCCAGGUGCCUUUUAUACAGGUAAGGAGCUGAGAUUAGGAGCACACUCUUAAAGGGAGUGCUCCUAAUCUCAAUUUGUUACCUGUAUAAAAGACACCUGUCCACAGAAGCAAUCAAUCAAUCAGAUUCCAAACUCUCCACCAUGGCCAAGACCAAAGAGCUCUCCAAGGAUGUCAGGGUCAAGAUUGUAGACCUACACAAGGCUGGAAUGGGCUACAAGACCAUCACCAAGCAGCUUGGUGACUAGGUGACAACAGUUGGUGCGAUUAUUCGCAAAUGGAAGAAACACAAAAUAACUGUCAGUCUACCUCGGCCUGGGGCUCCAUGCAAGAUCUCACCUCGUGGAGUUGCAAUGAUCAUGAGAACGGUGAGGAAUCAGCCCAGAACUACACGGGAGGAUCUUGUCAAUGAUCUCAAGACAGCUGGGACCAUAGUCACCAAGAAAACAAUUGGUAACACACUACGCCGUGAAGGACUGAAAUCCUGCAGCGCCCGCAACGUCCCCCUGCUCAAGAAAGCACAUCUGCCCGUCUGAAGUUUGCCAAUGAACAUCUGAAUGAUUCAGAGGAGAACUGGGUGAAAGUGUUGUGGUCAGAUGAGACUAAAAUGGAGCUCUUUGGCAUCAACUCAACUCGCCGUGUUUGGAGGAGGAGGAAUGCUGCCUAUGACCCCAAGAACACCAUCCCCACCAUCAAACAUGGAGGUGGAAACAUUAUGCUUUGGGGGUGUUUUUCUGCUAAGGGGACAGGACAACUUCACCGCAUCAAAGGGAUGAUGGACGGGGCCAUGUACCGUCAAAUCUUGGGUGAGAACCUCCUUCCCUCAGCCAGGGCAUUGAAAAUGGGUCGUGGAUGGGUAUUCCAGCAUGACAAUGACCCAAAACACACAGCCAAGGCAACAAAGGAGUGGCUCAAGAAGAAGCACAGUAAGGUCCUGGAGUGGCCUAGCCAGUCUCCAGACCUUAAUCCCAUAGAAAAUCUGUGGAGGGAGCUGAAGGUUCGAGUUGCCAAACAUCAGCCUCGAAACAUUACUGACUUGGAGAAGAUCUGCAACAAAAUCUGGAACAAAAUCCCUCCUGAGAUGUGUGCAAACCUGGUGGCCAACUACAAGAAACGUCUGACCUCUGUGAUUGCCAACAAGGGUUUUGCCACCAAGUACUAAGUCAUGUUUUGCAGAGGGGUCAAAUACUUUUUUCCCUCAUUAAAAUGCAAAUCAAUUUAUAACAUUUUUGACAUGCGUUUUUUCUGGAUUUUUUUGUUGUUAUUCUGUCUCUCACUGUUCAAAUAAACCUACCAUUAAAAUUAUAGACUGAUCAUUUCUUUGUCAGUGGGCAAACGUACAAAAUCAGCAGGGGAUCAAAUACUUUUUUCCCUCACUGUAUAUAUAUAUCUUCUAUGGGUUUAAUUCGGGAGACGGGAACUCGUUAAACAACUUAUUCCGUGGUGCCCCAAAAUCCUAAUCAGUUAAUUGUUACAUUAUUCAUUUAAUCAAGUGACAAUUAAACAAAGUUAGUUGAUUCGAUAAAUAACAGUCAUCAGAUUAAUGUAAAUCACGUCACGACACCUUGAUGACAGCUUUGCACACUCUUGGCAUUCUCUCAACCAUCUUCACCUGGAAUGCUUUUCCAACAGUCUUGAAGGACUUCAUGAUUUUCCUUUACUCUCCGGUUCGACUCAUACCAAACCAUCUCAAUUUGGUUGAGGUCAGGGGAUUGUGGAGGGCAGGUCAUCUGAUGCAGCACUCCAUCACUCUCCUUCAGCCUGAAGGUGUGUUGGGUCAUUGUCCUGUUGACAAACAAAUGAUAGUCCCACUAAGCCCAAACCAGAUGGGAUGGCGUAUCGCUGCAGAAUGCUGUGGUAGCCAUGCUGGUUAAGUGUGCCUUGAAUUCUAAAUAAAUCACAGAUCGUGUCACCAGCAAAGCACCCCCACACCAGAACACCUACUCCUCCAUGCUUUACGGUGGGAAAUACACAUGCAGAGAUCAUCCGUUCACCCACACCGCGUCUCACAAAGAUAUGGCGGUUGAAACCAGACCAAAUGACAAAUUUCCACCGGUCUAAUGUCCAUUGCUCGUGUUUCUUGGCCCAAAGUCUCUUCUUCUUAUUGGUGGCCUUUAGUAGUGGUUUCUUUGCAGCAAAAAUCGACCAUGAAGGCCUGAUUCACAGUCUCCUCUGAACAGUUGAGAUGUGUCUGUGACUUGAACUGUGAAGCAUUUAUUUGGGUUGCAAUUUCUAAGGCUGGUAACUCUAAUGAACUUAUCAUCUGCAGCAGAGGUAACUCUGGGUCUUCCAUUCCUGUGGCGGUCCUCAUGAGAGCCAGUUUCAUCAUAGCGCUUGAUGGUUUUUGCGAUUGCACUUGAAGAAACCUUCAAAGUUCUUGAAAUGUUCCGUAUUGACUGACCUUCAUGUCUUUAAAGUAAUGAUGGACUGUCGUUUCUCUUUGCUUAUUUGAGCUGUUCUUGCCAUAAUAUGGACUUGGUGUUUGACCAAAUAGGGCUAUCUUCUGUAUAGCCCCUCCUACCUUGUCACAGCACAACUGAUUGGCUCAAACGCAUUAAGAAGGAAAGAAAUUCCACAAAUUAACUUUUAAGAAGGUAACCCUGUUAAUUGAAAUGCAUUCCAGGUGACUACCUCAUGAAGCUGGUUGAGAGAAUGCCAAGAGUGUGCAAAGGUGUCAUCAAGGCAAAGGGUGGCUAGUUUGAAGAAUCUCAAAUGUAAAAUAUAUAUAGAUUUGUUUAACACUUUUUUUGGUUACUACAUGAUUCCAUAUGUGUUAUUUCAUAGUUUGGCUCUCUUCUGUAUUCAUGUUUCAGGGGAGAUCUAUGCACAGCCAGUUCUUUGUCAGUUAUUCUUAGAAUAUUUUUUACGUUGUUGCAAUUACAUGGCUACUGUUUAAUAGAGGGGAAUCCCAGCUUUCCAGUGGUGCAGAUUUAUUUAGGCUCUACAGUGACAAGGUGGAAAGGUGACAACGAAAGUUGAUGCUUAGUUAUCUAUCGUUAACUAGCGAGUUAACUUGUAGCCGUUAUGUUUUGGAAUUGGUGAUCUAGUUAGUCUGGUUGUCAUUAUUUUAUACCUGCUGCUGAAAUGUCGCACUCUCUCUCCUCGGGCAACGGCCAACUGGCACUGGCACACAUGCAGCACCACAGACAUGCACUGAAGGGUCAUUCCGAUAAUGGCUGAUAUGUUUUUUUAUUUUUAUUGGUUGAUCAUCAUUUAAAAAAGUAUGCUUUCAUGAAUUACAUUAACAACAGCUAUGAAACUAAUUUCCAUGACUUCUCAUGAAUUGCAAACCCUCAUUUGACAACAUGGAACAGCGUAUCAUGUCAUUCAGGCUGGUACAUUUUCAAUCUGCGCGAUCUGGAACAGCCUACUGUCACUCACAGAUUCACAGACUAGCGGCAAAUACAUUUGAACAAAGCAGAAUCAGGAAAUGAAUGCCCCCUCUCCAUUGCUAUUCAAUGAAGAUCCCGUCUUCAUUCCGCUUUGAUCAGCCUUUUUUUGCCUCGGUGUGUUAAUCUGGGACAGCGAUAGGUUACUUUGUUUUUAUAGAUGAGCCAAUACGCAAUUCCCCAAAAAUCUGAAGUGCCGGACAGCUCCGGCCCAAGUCAACCACUGGUGUUAACUAAAAGGGGAAAACUAGAAAGUUGAGUGAAGUUCAAUCUCGUGCUUCUCUGCGCGGGCUGAUAUUUCUUCUGCCUGCAGCUUAGAGGGAAAUUGCUUGUGAUCAGUCUGAUUGUGAAGGAUUGCCUCUGGGGAUAUUUUGGUUUGGCUGCAGUAUUGCCGUGGCAUCCUGAAUGACUCGCAGUGUUGGGGUCUGAGUGUGUGUUGCGGAGUGUGUGUGUGUGUGUGUGUGUCUGCUGCCUGUUCUUACACACACACACACACACACCUCUUUCCCCUAGCUCUAUUAACCCCCCCCGUACACACACACACACACACACCCCUGCAGCCCAAACAGUCAACAGGGUUUGAGUCACUGGAGCAGAAAAUCCUAUUUCCCUGUCAUAAUCACACAAACACAGAGAGAGACAUUAACCAAAGCCUAAAGGAGUGAGUGAGUGAGUGUGUGUGUGUGUCCACAUGCGUGGAAGGAAGCUAAAGUAAUUCCACUGCCUAAACAUAGUAAAGCGCCCUUUACUGGCUCUAACAGCCACCCAAUCAGUUUACUGCCUGUUCUUAGGAAAUUGAUGGAGAGAAGUGUUUGAUCAAAUACAAUGCUAUUUUUCAGAGAACGAGUCAACUACUGACUUUCAGCAUGCAUAUAGAGAACGGCACUCAACUUUUACUGCACUGACUCAUAACUGAUGAUUGGUUAAAAUAAAUGGAUAAUAAUAGUUUGAGCUGUAUUGUUAGAUUUCAGUGCAGCCUUUGAUGUAAUUGAUCAUACAUUGCUGUUGUUGCUAUGGCUUUAAAUCACCUGCCAUCACAUGGUUGGAGAGUUAUUUAUCCAAUAGAACUCUUUAGCUAAUAGUGUUCUUCAAUGGAAGCUUCUCUAGCAUCAGAUAGGUGAGAUAAUAUCUAGAUGCUUUUUAUAGUGGAGAUCAAGUUUAUAAAUUGCCUGGCUGGGCUGAUGAGACAGUGGAUUGCGCAGUCAGCUAGUCUCAUAGCAAAGGGUCUGAAUACUUAUGUAAAUAUAGUAUUUGUUUUUUAUUUGUAAUACAUGUGCAAAAAAAAAAUUACCUGUAUUCGCUUUGUCAUUACGGGGUCUUUUGUUUGGAGUGCUCAAUGUGAGCAAUGAGCAUGUCUGGUUUCUCUGUCCUGAUGAUAGAGGGAACACGGGCACCUGAGCACACACAGAAGAGCAUGUCUGGUUUCUCUGUCCUGAUGAUAGAGGGAACACGCGCACCUGAGCACACACAGAAGAGCAUGUCUGGUUUCUCUGUCCUGAUGAUAGAGGGAACACGCGCACCUGAGCACACACAGAAGAGCAUGUCUGGUUUCUCUGUCCUGAUGAUAGAGGGAACACGGGCACCUGAGCACACACAGAAGAGCAUGUCUGGUUUCUCUGUCCUGAUGAUAGAGGGAACACGGGCACCUGAGCACACACAGAAGAGCAUGUCUGGUUUCUCUGUCCUGAUGAUAGAGGGAACACGGGCACCUGAGCACACACAGAAGAGCAUGUCUGGUUUCUCUGUCCUGAUGAUAGAGGGAACACGCGCACCUGAGCACACACAGAAGAGCAUGUCUGGUUUCUCUGUCCUGAUGAUAGAGGGAACACGCGCACCUGAGCACACAGAAGUACCUGGCCUGCUGCGCGGAAAUGAAGGAACGUUUUUUUUACAUCCGUUGAGAAUGAUAUUAUAUUAAAACUCUAGUUCCUCACAGUAAGCCAUUUGAAAAAUCUUUCCAACAAUCUCCCCCUCUCGAUAAUCCCCAAUCAUCGUUGUGAAAGAGCUAUGGAGGUUAUAGGCCUACUGCUUGCUGCCUAUAGGCUAUGAGUUAGUUCCAUGCGCUCCUUUCUUAAGCCGCCAAUGGAUCACGCUGUAUCCAUGUGUCCAUAUGGCAGAUGCUGGUGAUCUCGCAUUAGUUGAGUUUUAACUUUUUUGGAUUUUUAUCAUUUUAAUUCCGAUUUCUAUGAUUAACCACAUGACAAUGAUUUUGAGAAAUGGAAACGUUGCUAUUGAAACUGUAGGAUAAAUUGUAAGUGAUAUUGAAAUAAUAGGAUAAAUUGUAAGCUUCCCCAAACUUGAAACUCACGCGCAGCCUAUGGAGUCUUCAUAAAAUAAUUGCCUCCACGUUUCCAUGGUCGGAUUUCGCCUAUAGGCUACUUUAAAUCAAGGCAAGACAUGCCUCAUAAUAUGAAUAUGAAAUUUUCCGGUUUCAAACUAUUUAAGUGUGUUUUCAAAAUGCAUACUGCCUCCUGCGCACAUUGUUACGUGGUGGGUGACUCGCUGAUAACCUGUUGCCUGCACUUGAGUGGUGAAUGGGGGGCGCGUUCCAGUUGAGAAAUAAAAAUAGUAGCUCUUUAAUCGUGCACUAAAACUGUUUUUAACACGUGAUUGCAUUUUUAGAAUUGUUGCACAACGAAUGAGCUUAUAAAAGCACGUUUUACUCCAGCAGCUCAGGUUGAGAAGCAGCAGGAGAAAUCACGCUCAAAAUAGGCUCUGUAUGCUGUGCGCGUGUGAUAGUUGUGUUGGAUAAAUAAGAUACAUGAUGACUAACAAAAAUACACUCGGGCCAAUUUAAUUCCUCUAAAUUAUGCAAAAUAACCUAUAGACCAACAAGCAUGACGGUAAAAUGUAUUUCAGUCGACUGGUAUUUCCAUCAAUGAAUAAAAAGUGUUUCUUUUUUUUUUACUCCCGGUCAUUUUGGCCAGCAACAGUUUUUAUCUGCUUUUCUUUUAAUAAUAAUAAUAAUAUGCCAUUUAGCAGACGCUUUUAUCCAAAGCGACUUACAGUCAUGCGUGCAUACAUUUUUUUUUUUUGAAGGAAAUGUUGCUGUUUGCUUGAGUAAUUGGAGAUGGAAGGGAGUUCCAUGCGAUCACGGCUCUGGAUAAUACUGUGCGUUGCCGUGAAUUUGUUUUGGACUUGGGGAUUGUGAAGAGAUCCCUGGUGGCAUGUCUUGUGGGGUAUGGAUGAAUGUCUGAGCUGAAUGUUAUUUGAUUAUGCAGACAAUCUGGAAUUGUCAUUAUAGUAAUGCUUCUCAUAACUAGAAGAGAAGCAGUUAAUCUCUCAUAAACCCUCAACCAGGAAAGACUAUCAUGCAUGUUGUUGAUAGUUCUGUAUGUGCAGUUAAGGCCAAGGCGUGCUGCUUUGUUUUGAGCCAGCUGCAGCUUUGCUAGGUCUUUCUUUGCUGCUUUGUUUUGAGCCAGCUGCAGCUUUGCUAGGUCUUUCUUUGCUGCUUUGUUUUGAGCCAGCUGCAGCUUUGCUAGGUCUGUCUUUGCUGCUUUGUUUUGAGCUACUUUUCUUUCUUUUUAUUGGCUAAAAGCCGGUAAUUGACGGCUAACGGAAAUCCUGGUCAGCACCCAAAGCCAGUGAACUAAAUAAGGAGUUAGUCAGUAUCGGAAUGGGUGAUUUUAAUAAUAAACUGGUCUUAAAUGCAUCUAAAACUAAAAUAAAUGUUAUUUGGUUCAAACCAUUCUCUGGAGUUUAAAAGGGUGUGACGAUUGAGAGAGUUGAGGAAGCUGAACUCCUAGGAGUAACAUUGGAUGGUCAGUUAUCAUGGUAUGUCUGUUUUUAAAAGAUGGUCUGUGUUUUUGACACAGCAACUGUACUACUUGUUCAGGCUCUGGUCUUGUCCCAUCUUCAUUACUGUCCGGUAAUAGGGUCAAGUGCAGCAAAGAAAGACCUAGCAAAGCUGCAGCUGGCUCAAAACAAAGCAGCAAAGAAAGACCUAGCAAAGCUGCAGCUGGCUCAAAACAAAGCAGCAAAGACAGACCUAGCAAAGCUGCAGCUGGCUCAAAACAAAGCAGCAAAGAAAGACCUAGCAAAGCUGCAGCUGGCUCAAAACAAAGCAGCACGCCUUGGCCUUAACUGCACAUACAGAACUAUCAACAACAUGCAUGAUAGUCUUUCCUGGUUGAGGGUUUAUGAGAGAUUAACUGCUUCUCUUCUAGUUAUGAGAAGCAUUACUAUAAUGACAAUUCCAGAUUGUCUGCAUAAUCAAAUAACAUUCAGCUCAGACAUUCAUCCAUACCCCACAAGACAUGCCACCAGGGAUCUCUUCACAAUCCCCAAGUCCAAAACAAAUUCACGGCAACGCACAGUAUUAUCCAGAGCCGUGAUCGCAUGGAACUCCCUUCCAUCUCCAAUUACUCAAGCAAACAGCAACAUUUCCUUCAAAAAAAAAAAAGAUUAAACAUCUCAUGCAACAUAAUUUUAUUGGUUGUAUUAUUUUUAUAUUUGUUGUAUUGUUCGUAUAUUGUUCUAUUUUUAAUUUGUGUGACAGUCCUUGUCUAUCAGUGUUUUGUUCCUUGUGUGUUUUUUGUGGACCCCAGGAAGAAUAGCUGCUGCUUUGGAAAAAGCUACUGGGGAUCCUAAUAAACAAACAGUAUUGUGUGUUGGCAUCAGACCAGCUUGCUGCUCCCAUUUAAAACACUCUAGACAUCGAUAAUGAAUAUUCAUGUUUUCAUUGUGUGUCUCUUGUGCCUCUAUACCUCUUUGUGAUUGUUUAUAUGCUUAUCUGUUUGCGUUGUUUGCAUAUAAUUAACAGUAUUUUUUCCCCCCCCCUCUCUCCCCUCCUUGUCCUGCUCCCCAUCCUCUCACCCCUUCGCUGCCUCUCCCUUUCCCCCUUCCCUGGUCUCAUCCCUCUCUCUGCCUCCCCCUGGUGGUGGUGGUUAUUUAUAUUCUACACUAUCUGACUCUAUCCUACUCUACACUAUCCUACUCUACCCUACAGCAGCAGAGUCCAGUGGAGCAGCGUUACAUAGAGCUGUUAGCCCUGAGAGAUGAAUACCUGAAGAAACUAGAGGAACUGCAGCUCUCUGACUCCUCCCCUAACUCCUCCCACCUAUCAAAUAGCUCCACCCCCAACGCGGCCUCUCCCACGCAGCACAUCACACACUUGCACACCCCCUUCUGAGUGGGGUCAUCACACACACACACACACACAGUCUGACGUAUACAACACACGUGUGUAUGUGCAUUCUCCAGGGUUGGGGUUGAUUACAUGUCAGUUAAGUUAGUGAAUCAUAGGAGAUUAAUUGAAGUUUCAAAUUUGAGAGUUGAAAAGUGACAUUUUUUCCCAAUGAGGAUUUUUCAGUUCUGCAGGAUUUCAGAAUUUCAAUUCACUUCCUAA
Coregonus sp. 'balchen' is the source of this 46295-nucleotide messenger RNA. NCBI's taxonomy places the organism in Eukaryota, Metazoa, Chordata, Actinopteri, Salmoniformes, Salmonidae. The record is from the annotation of a GenBank genome assembly.